Messenger RNA from Podarcis lilfordi (Lilford's wall lizard), 54806 nucleotides. NCBI's taxonomy places the organism in Eukaryota, Metazoa, Chordata, Lepidosauria, Squamata, Lacertidae. The record is from the annotation of a GenBank genome assembly.
ACACCUGCUUGGAGGCUUGGAGGAAGGAAGGAAAGAAACAAGAGGUGAGGAGGAGGAAAGUCUGCGCUCCGGAUCGCCCCGCGCUUUGUUGGGGCUCCUGCGCCCCAGAGCCGUCGCUGAGGAGCCCCCCAGCCUGGCAGGUUAGUCUUGGGGCGCGGGGGGGCAGCAGGGGGCGCCCCCACUUCCCUACCCAAAUCAACCUCUCCAGAAAGCGUCUUUGCGCCUAGGGCGCACGCCUUCUUUGGAGAGCUCAGGUGGCUGAAUGGGGAGGGGACGCUGUUUGCGCCCCCCCCCCACUUCGGAAAGGAAGAGAGCCCCCAUCCCCGGGAUUGCUUCCCAGGGCCCCGGUCCCGGCGCUCGCUCCACGCCCCGAUCCACCAAAGGGCCCUACAGGUGGACUCAGUCUCUUGCAAGUUUUGUGUUUUGAGGGCGUUCGUUCUGGUACCUCGGAGUGUAGGCGUCCCCCUACUCGGGACUUACUCCCGAGUAGCAGAGCACAGUUUCCUGCCCUGACUUGCCUCCAACAAAGUUCCUAGGGUUGCAUGGGGAAGCGGGGGUCCAUGACUUUCGCUGGCUUUACUCUGAGUAGGACCUACAGGGAAGGCAAACCCUAUCCGGCGGUGGGAAAGGUGUCUGCGUAGCAAAGGCAACUUCCUGGUUUCCUGCACGUGGCUCCUGUUUUCGAUUCCUCCCCUCCUUCUCAGCCCUCUCUCCCCUUUUAAAUUCGCAAAUAUGUUUCUUCAACCGCCGUGGAUCUUUGCCUAAAGCGCCCAGCCAGCGGCGUUUUCUGGAGAGGCGAAGUAGAUCUUUUCUUUUUGGCAAGGCUGCCAAAAUCAAAAUAAUCCCAGUGACCUCAUUUAAAGUCACCCGGCCGCCGGCAAGCCUCACUUACCUGGGAGUCAGCGAGAAGCCCUAUUGGGCCCAGUGGGGCUGACUCCUGAGUAGGCAGGGAUAGGCUUCUGCUGAGUCGCACGAACUUCUUCAUCCCUGUUGUUGUUUGAAGACACACCUUGCCUCUCCCUCAAAGGCCCGAAGGCAAUUCAGUUAAAUGUAUGGCUGCGUUAUAAAAUCUUCAUGGCCUUUAUGAGAAACUUCGCUUCUCUGGAAACUUAACAGAGGUAUAACUGUAUGUGCGUCCCCUUGUAUUUUUUAUUGCAUUUCUGUCCUACUUUUAGCCCCCUGCAAGCAGCUGAGGGUGGCAUAGCAUUGGUUCUCCCCCCUCGUUUAAUAUCUGAGAAACUCAAGAUAUAUAUCACAUUUUUCCGUGUGUAAGCAAAUGUCCAGGAUUUUGCAGCGAUCGCCCCCUCAAAAGCUUUCCACAGUAAAUAUAGGGCUGAAUCCAAUGAAGUUAUUACUCGAAGCAGAACCGUUGCAUCCAAGCUGAGCAGUAGUCAAAGUAAAAAGGUAAAGGUAAAGGGGCCCUGACCAUUAGGUCCAGUCGUGGCCGACUCUGGGGUUGCGGUGCUCAUCUCGCUUUACUGGCCGAGGGAGCCGGCGUACAGCUUCUGGGUCAUGUGGCCAGCAGGACUAAGCCGCUUCUGGUGAACCAGAGCAGCGCACGGAAACGCCGUUUACCUUCCCUCCGGAGAGGUACCUAUUUAUCUACUUGCACUUUGACGUGAUUUUGAACUGCUAGGUUGGCAGCAGCAGGGACUGAGCAACAGGAGCUCACCCCGUCGCGGGGAUUCGAACUGCCGACCUUCUGAUUGGCAAGUCCUAGCCUCUGUGGUUUAACCCACAGUGCCACCUGUGUACUCAAAGUAGACCCACUGAAAUGAAAGGGCAUGUGUGGCUAAAUGAGACCCAUUCAUGUAUUCUGUGAGUUGAAUUAAUGCUGGAUGCAAUCCAUUAAAAUCAUAAACAUAUCAGAUAAAUAAACAGUAUUUGUUGCUGCUGUUUUGGGGGUGUUUUCCUCUACUCCUAGUAAUGUCCCAACACAGCCAUUCUGACUAGGGUCACAGCUCAGCUGUUUGGCAUGCAGAAUGUGAUAGGUUCAAUCCCCUCUCUCAGCUGCAGGUGGUUCUGAAAACUGCCCCCAUCCACUGCCAGUCAGAGGCAGUAGUAAUACAGGGCUCAUGGAUUAACACCGUAGGGGUCAGCAGACUUUUUCAGCAGGGGGCCGGUCCACUGUCCCUCAGACCUUGUGGGGGGCCGGACUAUAUUUUGGGAAAAAAAAUAAUGAACGAAUUCCUAUGCCCCACAAAUAACCCAGAGAUGCAUUUUAAAUAAAAACACACAUUCUACUCAUGUAAAAACACCAGGCAGGCCCCACAAAUAACCCAGAGAUGCAUUUUAGAUAAAAGGGCACAUUCUACUCAUGUAAAGGUAAAGGGACCCCUGACCAUUACGUCCAGUCGCGGGGGUUGCGGCGCUCAUCUGGCUUUAUUGGCCGAGGGAGCCGGCAUACAGCUUCUGGGUCAUGUGGCCAGCAGGACUAAGCCGCUUCUGGCGAACCAGAGCAGCGCAUGGAAACGCCGUUUACCUUCCCGCCGGAGUGGUACAUAUUUAUCUACUUGCACUUUGAUGUGCUUUCAAACUGCUAGGUUGGCAGGAGCAGGGACCGAGCAACAGGAGCUCACCCCGUCAUUGCGGGGAUUCGAACCGCCGACCUUCUGAUUGGCAAAUCCUAGGCUCUGUGGUUUAACCCACAGCGCCACCCGCAUCCCUUUCUACUCAUGUAGAAACAUGCUAAUUCCCAGACCGUCCGCGGGCCGGAUUGAGAAGGCGAUUGGGCCGGAUCCGGCCCCCGGGCCUUAGUUCGCCUGCUCAUGAUUAAUAACUCAACAUAAGGCACCUUCAUAUUGAAAUCAGCCUCUUUCAUUUAUAACCGUCUGCCAACAGGCCCACUGCCCGUAGUUGGAAAAAGCUGGAAAAAACGCCAAUAGAUUUCAGAUUUGUCAACCCAUGUGCUCCUUGGGUUUCAGAUAGUAAGAGUCUGAGAAACCCAGGACACAAAUUUUCACAGCCCUCUAGCGGCUAUGAUGGCUCACUUACCAAAACUCAUGAAUUUAGCAUUAACAGUGGAAGUGUUGGAUUCCGAACGCCUUGCGAGUCGGAACGUUUUGGCUCCCGAGCGCCGCAAACCCGGAAGUGAGCGUUCCGGUUUGCGAACGUUCUUUUGGAAGCCGAACGUCUGUCAUGGCUUCCGAUUGGCUGCAGGAGCUUCCUGCAGCCAAUCAAAAGCUGUGCCUUGGUUUCCAAACGUUUUGGAAGUCGAAUGGACUUCCGGAAUGGAUUCCUUUUGCCGUCCUAGGUACCACUGUACCAUACUUGAUUCUGACGAAACUAAGCCGCCUUGUAUCUUAAAUCCAACCCCUGAUUUCAUAUACAGUGGUACCUCGGGUUACAUACGCUUCAGGUUACCUACGCUUCAGGUUACAGACUCCGCUAACCCAGAAAUAGUGCUUCAGGUUAAGAACUUUGCUUCAGGAUGAGAACAGAAAUUGUGUUCCGGUGGCGCAGUGGCAGCAGGAGGCCCCAUUAGCUAAAGUGGUGCUUCAGGUUAAGAACAGUUUCAGUUUAAGAACGGACCUCCGGAACGAAUUAAGUACUUAACCCGAGGUACCACUGUAUUUUUAUUAUAAAUUUUAUUUUUCACUUUUCCAGUAUUACUUUUGACAUAAAGACAACCCCGUCUUUCCCAACAAAUUUAUAUAUAUAUAUAUUGACUUCUUUUGCAGUUUCUUACAUUUUUUAAUUUAUAUCACCGCAUCUCUUCCACUACUCCGAUCAAUAGUUAUCUUUCAUCGAUUACAGUCUAAACUGUAAACUGUUUAAUGAUUAUUUGCUGAUACAGUAUUUAAUUUUAACGUUUACUGUUAGGUUCUGGUGGAUUGUUGAAUGUUGCUUUGUUUGAUAUGAGUUGUUUACAGUAUUUUAAAGUUAUUGCGACUCUUUAUAUUGGAUCAGAUUUUUACUGUUAAUGCUUGAUGUUUUUUGGGGGGGUUGGAAGCCGCCCAGAGUGGCGGGAGCAAUCCAGGCCGAUGGGCUGGGUAUAAAUAAAUAAAUUGUUAUUGUUGUUGUUGUCUUUAAACAUUAAUUUUAACUGUUUUGUUUAAGUUAAUCCUGCUAAUGUACUUACAUGUGUACUGUACAAUAGCAUUUCAAAUAAUCCACAAAUUUCCCCCAGUCUUUUAUAAAGUUUCCCCCUUCUUGGUUCCUUAUUGCUCCCAUAAAUUUUGCACUGGGAUGAGAGUCUUCUUUCAGUUUCUGAGCUUAUAUCCACCUGGCUGCGGUCGUAGCAGACAUAAACAGUUAUGAUUUCAUAUAGAUAUUUUUAAAUUGUCCACGAAAGGCCUCCCAUUCGUCUCUAAAAAUAUUUCAGGUUUUUAAUGAGGGGGUGCUGAAUGGAUGGUCAAGCCCCUUUUUGAAGAAAUGUAAGUGCUUUGCAAUAUAGACGAUCAGCUUCAGGUCCUGGGUAUAAUUCUUACUAUUUAUAUACCGCUCAUCUGACUGGGUUGCCCCAGCUACUCUGGGUGGCUUCCAACAAAAUACUAAAACACCAAAACCCUCAAACCUUUCUGUGCGGCCUGUUGUUGUUGUUUAGUCGUUUAAUCGUGUCCGCCUCUUCGUGACCCCCUGGACCAGAGCACGCCAGGCCCUCCUGUCUUCCACUGCCUCCCGCAGUUUGGUCAAACUCAUGCUGGUCUCUUCGAGAACACUGUCCCACCAUCUCGUCCUCUGUCGCCCCCUUCUCCUUGUGCCCUCCAUCUUUCCCAACAUCAGGGUCUUUUCCAGGGAGUCUUCUCUUCUCCUGAGGUGGCCAAAGUCUUGGAGCCUCAGCUUCAGGAUCUGUCCUUCCAGUGAGCACUCGGGGCUGAUUUCCUUAAGAAUGAAUACGUUUGAUCUUCUUGCAGUCCAUGGGCCUCUCAAGAGUCUCCUCCAGCACCAGAAUUCAAAAGCAUCCAUUCUUCGGCGAUCAGCCUUCUUUAUGGUCCAGCUCUCACUUCCAUACAUCACUACUGGGGAAACCAGAGCUUGAACUAUACGGACCUUUGUUGGCAAGGUGAUGUUUCUGCUUUUUAAGAUGCUGUCUAGGUUUGUCACCGCUUUUCUCCCAAGAAGCAGGCGUCUUUUAAUUUCAUGGCUGCUGUCACCAUCUGCAGAGAUUAUGGAGCCCAAGAAAGUAAAAUCUCUCACUGCCUCCAUUUCUUCCCCUGCUAUUAGCCAGGAGGUGAUGGGCCCAGUGGCCAUGACCUUUGUUUUUUUGAUGUUGAGCUUCAGACCAUAUUUUGUGCUCUCCUCUUUCACCCUCAUUAAAAGGUUCUUUAAUUCCUCCUCACUUUCUGCCAUCAAAGUUGUGUCAUCUGCAGAUCUGAGGUUGUUGAUAUUUCUUCUGCCAAUCUUAAUUCCGGCAUGGGAUUCAUCCAGCCCAGCUUUUCGCGGCCUAGCAUGGGACAAUGUGAAAUUGUCCGAUUUUUCUUUUAAAGAAGCAAACCAUCUGAGCAAGGUUCAGUCGCAUGUGCAUUCUGGGGGAAAAUGCUUCCCCCGAGGUGUUCUGGAGAGCUGGCUUUUUAAGAUCUCUGCCCCGAGGACCUUGCAAAUCUGUAAAUGGAGAGGGACGCUACCGCCAGAGUUGAAAUGAAGGCAGCGGUGCCUAAGAGGUUAAGCUAAAGGGGUCAAUUUCUGAGCCAGUCCUUUGUUUGUUUGCGAUCUAGCUGCAAUUCUGAGCUCCGAGAAAUGGAUUUGUAAGAUCCUGUGGGAUUUCCCUAAACCGCCUGCCCCGGUCCGCUGUUGACCAACCACCGGUCUUUGUGUCUGCUUGAGUUCGCUAACCUCAAAUAAUCUAGAUUUCCCCUUUCACAGCCAAAUGUCAAUAUUUGCCACUGAGAGAAGUGGAAUGCGACUGGGCAAAGGUAGAUAGGGAAAGAGGGAUAGACGAUUGAGGGGCGAAGGUAAACCCUGGAUUUUCAGGCUUAUGAGAAUAAAACUGCUGCAUGGAGCCACUGUUUACCUCCUCCUAUAGCUCCCAUAAACCCGCGCUGGUGCAGGUUUUGUAUUUUAUUAUUAUUGAUAAUAAUAACAUUUCUAUACACCUUUCAUCCGAGGAUCCACAAGGCAGUUUGCAAUACAAAACACACAAAAAUACAUAGCAUAAUAACAAACAAAGCAAUAACCCCCCCAGGCAACCGGUUUCCAGCUUUCAGACUACAACUCCCAUCGUCCACCGCUAAGCUAGCAGUGGACGAUGUCCGUUGUAGUCCAAGGCACCAAGUUGCGGGCUACACUCUUAGACCCAAGUCCACGUGUUUUUUUAAAUUUACUUUAUUCUUUUGUUUUGCAAGGGUUCUAUUCUGCUUGAUUGCAACGGAACCUCAAAGAAGAAUAAAGCAGGGAAACUAUAUAUUUUUAAAAGCAGCUUAAAACGUUCAGAAAAUAAAAUCGAGGAUAAGCUAAUAAGCGGAUGAAAAAACACACGCCUAUGUUCCGCAUGUCUGGGUAGGCUUGCAAUAUAAAACACACAAAAAUACAUAGCAUAAUAACAAACAAAACAAUAACCCCCCCCCCAGCUGACCAGUUUCCAGCUUUCGGACUACAACGCCCAUCGUCCACCGCUAAGCUAGCAGUGGAUGAUGGGCGUUGUAGUCCGAGACGCUGUAGAGGGCCCCAAGUUGGGGGCUACGCUCUUAGACCCAAGUCCACGUGCACAUUCCUGCAUUGCAAAGGGUUGGACUAGAUGACUUCUGGGGUCCCUUUCCCCCUCUACAAUUCUAGGAUUGCCAUCGGCAAUCGGAAACCUGCCCUAUCGAGCGGAAGCCCCGCAAAAAGAGCAUUGCAGCAGUCCAGCCUGACAGCAGCCGGCCUCUCCCGGUCCAGCCUUAUUUAUUUUCGUAGCUCCGUCCUGCAAAAUCUCCCGGCCUCGAUUCCCUGAGAAACUUGGGCAGCGGGAGGGAAGACCCCUGAAAUCCUGGCCACCGGCUGCCAGCCCGUGCCGGCGACAACACACAGAGAGAGGGAGCUGACUCCAGAUAAGGCCGCUUCCGGUGUCCAGCCCCAGAUAGGAUUUCAGCCUUUGUUGCUUUCUCAGUGUCCUUGCAGUUAUCGGAAACCCCCGGUCCGUCACGAGCCGGCCAGAGGCAGAUCUUGGGAGAUGUUUUCUUUGCGAGAGGCAGCUGAGAAUUCCCUGUUUUUGAAGUUUCUCUGCACUGAGCGGUUUUCCUUUGGGGCCUCUGCCAGCCGGCGAGGGAACUGGAGAGUUCUGGCUCCACCUGGAAUCUAGGUGUGUCUUUGGGGAGGGUACACCUGUUCGCUGGAAGAGGUGGGGCCGGGGUGCGGAAGAGGAAGGAAAACCAGAGCCGACAGGCCAGGGAGGGAGAAAACCUGGAAUAUAAAUAUAUAUAUUCUGGAAGCCUGCCUUCUGUCGGGCCUGGGCAAACCUCUUCGGGGCUGCGGACAGGUGAGCACACCUGUUUCCCACCUGGCAAAGAUGUCUGGCCCAAGCUGGUUCUGAGCACCAUGGCCGUGCGAUUUCAGGCAAGUAAAUUUUGCGUUGUUUGGCAGCCUUCGCCUCGCGACCUACUUCCAGCGUGCAAAAAAAUACGGGCUUAUCUCUGAGCCGGAAAACGAGGAGGUUUGUCUGCCCAGCUUAACAACAUUCUUGUUUUCUCUAUUUUUUUCUGGCAAGGCGGUUGCGGAGGGAAACGUGUAACCCGAGCCGCGUUUAAUUGAAAGGGCUGCAUUCAAGACAGGAGCCUGGGAACCGUAGCGUGUAGCUGCACGCUACAGUUCCCCAGAUUUUCCCCUCCUGGGGCGUGUGUGCUUUAAAAGUGCAGCCUUAAUCUCACGGCCGUUUGAGUCGCCUAGCUGUCAACUUUCCCCUUUUCUUGUGAGGAAUCCUAUUUGGAAUAAGGGAAUUUAAAAAAGGGAAACGUUGACAGCUAUGGGCAGGUGGGUUGUUCAUUUGGGGGUGAGGGCCUGGCACUCUGGACAUGCUCAGAGGUACCCCCUUUUCUUUCUGGGUUAGAGUGUUUAGAUUAAUUCAGGGCGCCCCGUGCUUUUUGGACACGGAGUUGGAAAGCUGUGUCUCUGGGUACGUGCAGAGUGCAUUUGGAGUAAAGAGGACUGGGGUUGUGGGUUUUUUUGGGUGGGGGGAUCUUGGAUUUUGAGGAUGGAAAAAUCAGGUUGUUUCUUUCUCGUGGGACAAACUGCAGUUUAGGAGUCAACCUCUCCCUGCAACCGAAGCUUUCCACCUGGUUUCCUUGUAAAACAGUCAGUAAUCCAACAGGUGUGUCUUGUCUCCUGGCAUGGAGAAACAGCCAAAUGUGGCCUCUUGGCCCGAUAUUAACCCUGCCGUUUCGAAAGGGCAGAGGAGCGAAGCUCUCUUUGGGUGUUGGCUACGCGUGAACCACUCCAGGCUCGCUAGGACAACAAAGGGGACUUCCUGUAGUUUCUGCCUGGCAAAACGUCCCAGGAAUGUGGGAUUGGCCUUUCUGUGAGAGCGGCUGUUUACCCACUUUUGUCCUGGCUCUCCAGGUGAGGACAAGGGUGGUGCUGUGGGUUAAACCACAGAGCCUAGGACUUGCCGAUCAGAAGGUCGGCGGUUCGAAUCCCCGCAAUGACGGGGUGAGCUCCCAUGGCUCAGUCCCUGCUCCUGCCAACCUAGCAGUUCGAAAGCACGUCAAAGUGCAAGUAGAUAAAUAGGUACCACUCCGGCGGGAAGGUAAACGGCGUUUCUGUGCGCUGCUCUGGUUCGCCAGAAGCAGCUUAGUCUUGCUGGCCACAUGACCCGGAAGCUGUACGCCGGCUCCCUUGGCCAGGAAAGCGAGAUGAGCGCCGCAACCCCAGAGUCGGCCACGACUGGACCUAAUGGUCAGGGGUUCCUUUACCUUUUACCUCCAGGUGAGCGAUUCAGGAAACCUUGAGAGCGCUUGAGAGCCUCCUCCAGUUGCACGAGGGGAGUGUCGCUGAGUGGGUAGAGCACCCGCGUUUGCAAGCGCCGGAGGUUGCAGGUUGCAUCCUCUUCCUGGUUAAGAACGUGAUUGUUUGGGGUAGGGGGAAGAGACCCCUCUCUCAACCUGAGAUGCUGGAGAACGGCUGCCGGUCAGAGCAGGCAGUAUUGGGGCAAGGCAGCAACCGGAGAAUUACACAUGGGCAUCAGAGGAUACCUGUGGAUCAGACCACCCAGAUACCCCCAUGGCAAACUCGCAAUCUGGACCCCAGCACAACAUCCCCUCUCCCUUCUUUUGUGUCCAGAAACUGGCGUCCAGGAACAUUGCUGCCUCCAGCCGGGGAAGUCGAGAGUAGCCAUCAUGCCUAGUGGUCACCGAAAGCCAGACUCCCCUCCUCCGUGAAUUUCCCUCGCCCUCUUUUAAAGCCAUCCAAGUCGAGGACCAUCCCGGCCUCCUGUGGCAGGCAGUUCCAUAGUUUAACUACGAGCUGUGCGAAUCGUUAAGAGUUGGAAGGGGUCGCCUUGGAGCCCUGGCAAAGAAGGGAUUUCUUUUAUGGAAAGAUGCUAGGCCGGGCACAUAUAAUAUUUUUGCCCGCAGAUAACCGGAAGCUGUACGCCGGCUCCCUUGGCCAAGAAAGCGAGAUGAGCGCCGCAACCCCAGAGUCGGCCGCGACUGGACCUAAUGGUCAGGGGUCCCUUUAACUUUAGCUUUUAACCCUCCACCGAAGUAUUUCGUAGAUCCCUCUUUCUUUCUUCCCCCCCUCUCUCUUCCUCUUUCUUUCUUCCCCCCUCUUUCUUUCUUUCUUUCUUUCUUCCCCCCUCUUUCUCGCUCUUUCUUUCUUCUUCUUCCUUCCUUCCUUCCUUCCUUCCUUCCUUCCUUCCUUCCUUCCUUCCUUCCUUCCUUCCUUCCUCUCUCUCUCUCUCUCUCUCUCUCUCCCUCCCCCCUCUCUCUUUCUCCCUCUUUUCCUUCCUUCCUUCCUUCCUUCCUUCCUUCCUUCCUUCCUUUCUUUCUUCCCCCUCUUUCUCUCUCUCUCUUUCUCCCCUCUUUCUCCCUUCCUUCCUUCCUUCCUUCCUUUCUUCCUUUCUUUCUUCCCCCUCUUUUUCUCUCUCCUCUUUCUUUCUUUCUUUCUUUCUUUCUUUCUUUCUUUCUUUCUUUCUCCCUCCCUCCCUCCCUCCCUCCCUCUCUCUCUCCUCUCUCUCUCUUCCUCUUUCUCUCUCUCUCCCUCCCUCCCUUACUCUUUCUUUCUUUCUUUCUCUCUCUCUCUCUCUCUCUCUCUCUCUCUCUCUCUCUCUUCCUCUUUCUUUCUUUCCCUCUCUCCCUCCCUCCCUUACUCUUUCUUUCUUUCUUUCUUUCUUUCUUUCUCUCUCUCUCUCUCUCUCUCUCUCUCCCCCCCCCUUCUCUUCCUCUCCCUUUCGGCAACAUUCGCCUCUUCCUUUCUUCAGCCACCUUGACCUAAUUUCACCACAAAUUAAUCCCACCCCCCUUCUUCCAAAACUUCUUGGAAUGCUUUAUAUGCCUGCCGGCGGUUAAGUUAUUUAUUUCUUUAAAGAGAGCCCGUUUUUUCAGCCGAAAGAGCUGAUCCGCUUAUCGAAAUACCUCCAUGCUUCUGAGUGGCAGAUUUAAAGGCGUCAUUAUCGCCUUAGACCCCCAUCAGAGGUAAGCCAAUUAUUACAGACCCCAUAUACCCUGCGGAAAAUAAAAUAAAUAAAUCGGGGCUAGUAAAAAAAGCUCGUUUUUAAAAGCAAGCAUAAACAGCUCCCUUCCUCAAUCAGAAGUAAAGGGGGCACUUUAAAUAAAAAAUUGGCUAGCAUUGAUUUUGGGGAGUGGGCAGAUAGUGUUUUGCUUGCGCCCUGCAAGUCACGCGUGAUAGCGCUUUGUUUCCCAGCAGCAAAUCCCACGCUAGGCGUCAUUUAGGGAAAUAAAAAGGGCCGAUUUUAUAGAAUGGUAGAGUUGCAAGGGACCCCUAGAGUCAUCUAGUCUGACCCCCCGCGAUGAAGGCAUCGUUAUGGCCGCUGUACAAAUCUAUGCUUAAGGUUGAAUCCUUACAAGACAGAAGGACUGUUUUUGGGGGACAGGGGGCGGGCAGGUGUGGGGGACUCCCUGGUCCUGAAUGGGGUCACUCUGCCCCCGAAGGACCAGGUGCGCAGCCUGGGGGUCAUUCUGGACUCACAGCUGUCCAUGGAGGCGCAGGUCAGUUCUGUGUCCAGGGCAGCUCCAUCUGGUACGCAGGAUGAGACCCUCCUUGCCCAUGGACUGUCUGGCCAGAGUGGUGCAUGCUGUGGUUAUCUCCUGCUUGGACUACUGCAACGCGCUCUACGUGGGGCUCCCUUUGAAGGUGACUUGGAAACUACAACUAAUCCAGAAUGCGGCAGCUAGACUGCAGACUGGGAGUGGCCACCGAGACCAUAUAGCACUUGAAAGACUUCCAUUGGCUCCCAGGACAUUUCCGGGCACACUUCAAAGGGUUGGUGCUGACCUUUCAAGCCCUAAACGGCCCAGUUUCCCUGAAGGAGCGUCUCCACCCCCAUCGUCCAGCCCGGACACUGAGGUCCAGCUCCGAGGGCCUUCUGGCGGUUCCCUCCCUGCGAGAAGCGAGCUUACAGGGAACCAGGCAGAGGGCUUUCUCGGUGGUGGCACCCGUCCUGUGGAACGCCCUCCCAUCAGUUGUCAAGGAAAUAAACAACUAUCUGACUUUUAGAAGACAUCUGAAGGCAGCCCUGUUCAGGGAAGUUUUUAGUGUUUGAUGUUCUGUUGUGCUUUUAAUAUUUAGAAUGAAUUGAUUUUAGAAUGUAUUUUGAUUAAUGGAUUGUGAUUUUAUGUAAACUGUGUCUCUUUUACUGUUAUUAACUCUUAUUAGCCACUCUGAGCCCUGCUUCGGCUGGGGCAGGCGGGAUAUAAAUUUAUUAUUAUUAUUAUUAUUAUUAUUAUUAUUAUUAAUUCUGCUGGGAGCAGCCCAGAGUGGCUGGGGAAACCCAGCCAGAUGGGCAGGGUAUAAAUAAUAAAUUGUGGUGGUGGUGGUUGUUAACGCGAUUGUCGAAAUCUAUGGUGCAUUGGAAAACAUUCAGGAAAGGGGCGACUCGGAUGACCAAGGGGAUUGAAAGGUUUGGGACUAUUUAGUUUUAAAGUAAAGGGGCGUGAGGAGCAACAUGAUUGUUGUUGUUUAGUCGUUUAGUCAUGUCCGACUCUUCGUGACCCCCUGGACCAGAGCAUGCCAGGCCCUCCUGUCUUCCACUGCCUCCCACAGUUUGGUCAAACUCAUGCUGGUCUCUUCGAGAACACUGUCCCACCAUCUCGUCCUCUGUCUUCCCCUUCUCCUUGUGCCCUCCAUCUUUCCCAGCAUCAGGGUCUUUUCCAGGGAGUCUUCUCUUCUCAUGAGGUGGCCAAAGUCUUGGAGCCUCUGCUUCAGGAUCUGUCCUUCCAGUGAGCACUCAGGGCUGAUUUCCUUCCGAAUGGAGAGGUUUGAUCUUCUUGCAGUCCAUGGGACUCUCAAGUGUCUCCUCCAGCACCACAAUUCAAAAGCAUCCAUUCUUCGGCGAUCAGCCUUCUUUAUGGUAGCAACAUGAUAGAAGUCUAUAAAAUUCUGCCUGGCGUUUAGUUAUUAGAGUUUGGCUGAGAAAGGAGCAGCAAGCGAAAGAUUUCCCUCUUUGCCGCCUCACCUGGUAGCUGCUAUUCCCCAGUGCCCAGCGCAUCAACUUCCAUAAAUACACAACUCUUAUUAUUGAGGGGAAGUGCGUGGAACGGGUCUCGGUGUUUCGAUUUCUGGGAAUGGAGUUGAGAGAUGACCUAACCUGGGGAGAAAACAGCAAAGACCCGAUGAAGAGAGCACAGCAGAGGUUAUAUUUUCAGAGAAUCCUCCGGAAAAACAAUCUCUCAAAGGACCUGUUGAUGGCAUUUUACCAUUGUACUGUGGAGAGUGUAUUAACGUAUGGUCUGUGUGUGUGGUUUGGGAGCUGCACGGCCAGGGAAAAAACAAUGCUGUCCAGGGUUGUAAAGACUGCGGAGAGAAUAAUUGGGCGCACUCUUCCCACCUUGGAUCAAAUCUAUGCUUUCAGGUGCCAUAAGAAAGUGGCAGAAAGAGCGCAGGUUAGUGCGCACCCCGGAAAUGAUCUCUUUCAGCUUCUGCCUUCUGGAAGAAGGUAUAGAGUUAUAAAGGCCAGGACUAGCCGCCUGAGAAACAGUUUCUAUCCAAAUGCGAUUUUGGUUUUAAACGCAGUGUAAGGUAGUCUCUAGGGGUUAAACCACAGAGCCUAGGACUUGCCCAUCGGAAGGUCGGUGGUUCGAAUCCCCACGAUGGGGUGAGCUCCCGUUGCCCGGUCCCUGCUCCUGCCAACCUAGCUGUUCGAAAGCACGUCAAAGCGCAAGUAGAUAAAUAGGUACCGCUCUGGCGGGAAGGUAAACGGCGUUUCCGUGCGCUGCUCUGGUUCGCCAGAAGCGGCUUAGUCAUGCUGGCCACACGACCCGGAAGCUGUACACUGGCUCCCUCGGCCAAUAAAGCGAGAUGAGCGCUGCAACCCCAGAGUCGGCCACGACUGGACCUAAUGGUCAGGGGUCCCUUUACCUUUAAGGUAGUCUCUAUGGGACUAUAUUGUAUUUAAUUAUGGGGUAUCAGAGUUUUUAGGGGGCUAACCAGGCUGGGAUAGCCGGGAUAGCAGGCUUGUUGGUUUCUGAAUGUCUGAUGUAGAUUUUCAGUUUCAUUGUUCUGUAUGGGACAAUGACAAUAAAGAUUAUCGUAUUGUACAGUGGUACCUCGGGUUACAGACGCUUCAGGUUACAUACGCCUCAGGUUACAGACUCCGCUAACCCAGAAAUAGUGCUUCAGGUUAAGAACUUUGCUUAGGAUAAGAACAGAAAUCGUGCUCCGGCGGCGCAACAGCAGCGGGAGGCCCCAUUAGCUAAAGUGGUGCUUCAGGUUAAGUACAGUUUCAGGUUAAGUACAGACCUCCGGAACGAAUUAAAUACUUAACCAGAGGUACCACUGUAUCGUAUCUGAGCUGCGGUGUGCCCUGGAGGGAUCCUGUUGAUCCCUUUUCAGGAGAAAAAGGCCGCUUGUGAUCUUCUAGCCGCUGUUUGGCUCGUGCUUCUGUGAGGUCACGGAAUGUCCCCAAACAUUCCAAGUUGGCAGGGGAGGAGAAAGGGAGCCGUCGAGAUGUCAGCGGCUCGCUUGCCACGAGGAGCGUGGAGUUGUUAGUUCAGCUGGGACGAAACUCUCACGAACAGGGGUCCCAGGGGUGAGAGCAACUUUGUGGGGGAAAUCUUGAGCUCGAGGGCAACACGAUUCCUCCAUUUUCACGGGGUCAGCCUAGAUGACCCUCGGGGUCCCAACGAUAUGAUCCUGCGAUUCUAUGCCAGAAGGGAAGGGUUGCGGAAGUAAGGGGCAGGGUAUUGGGUUGUUGUUUUUAUUUUGAUUAUAUAUUUUGCGGUUUUGUAUUUUGGUUUUGUUCUGCGAACCGCCCUGAGACCUCUGGGUAUAGCAUGGUAUAUAAAUUCAAAUAAUAAUAAUAAUAAUAAUAAUAAUGGGCGAUGGAUUAAGGAAAGGGGGUAUGUGGAUGGUGUUUUCUAAAACAAUUAAUCUUUAUUAAACAUCAAUCAACAUCAAUUUACACAUAACUCAUCAUCUUAACUUAGAUGCGGCAGCUAAAAAAGCCAAUGCAAUUCUGGCCUGCAUCAAUAGGAGUAUAGCAUCUAGAUCAAGGGAAGUAAUAGUGCCACUGUAUUCUGCUCUGGUCAGACCUCACCUGGAGUACUGUGUCCAGUUCUGGGCACCACAGUUCAAGAAGGACACUGACAAACUGGAACGUGUCCAGAGGAGGGCAACCAAAAUGGUCAAAGGCCUGGAAACGAUGCCUUAUGAGGAACGGCUAAGGGAGCUGGGCAUGUUUAGCCUGGAGAAGAGGAGGUUAGGGGUGAUAUGAUAGCCAUGUUCAAAUAUAGAAAAGGAUGUCACAUAGAGGAGGGAGAAAGGUUGUUUUCUGCUGCUCCAGAGAAGCGGACACGGAGCAAUGGAUCCAAACUACAAGAAGAAGAUUCCACCUAAACAUUAGGAAGAACUUCCUGACAGUAAGAGCUGUUCGACAGUGGAAUUUGCUGCCAAGGAGUGUGGUGGAGUCUCCUUCUUUGGAGGUCUUUAAGCAGAGGCUUGACAACCAUAUGUCAGGAGUGCUCUGAUGGUGUUUCCUGCUUGGCAGGGGGUUGGACUCGAUGGCCCUUGUGGUCUCUUCCAACUCUAGGAUUCUAUGAUUCUAAGAUAAUACUUAUAAUGCAGACAAAACAAACUACAUUACAACAUCAACACAUCUUGGACACUAAAUUCUGAUUCUCCUCAUUGUACUAUUUUACAUUUUGGUAAUUUGUACACAGUUCAUUAUUGUUACUAUCUUUCCCCCAUUUCUCAUCAAGAAGAUUCUGCUAUAGACUUCCUUUGUAUUUCAAGAUUCAUUCUAAGUCUGCCCGGAGUUGACCGUUGUCCCAAUAGUUUUUAAGGUAUUCUUUAAACAUUGUCCAAUCUUUAUUAAAUUUUUGUACUAAGUUUCCUCUUAAUCUCCCUGUCAUUCUUGCGAGUUGUAAAUAUUCUGUCAUUUUUGCUUGGUUUUUGUGGGGUUAUGUCAUCACUUUUCCAGUGAUUUGCUAUUAAAAUCCUAGCCGCUGUGGUUGCGUUCAUGAAAAGAGGUCUACGAUUUCCCUUGAUUUCCAUGGACAUACCGUAUUUUUUGCUCUAUAAGACUCACUUUUUCCCUCCUAAAAAGUAAGGGGAAAUGUGUGUGCGUCUUAUGGAGCGAAUGCAGGCUGCGCAGCUAUCCCAGAAGCCAGAACAGCAAGAGGGAUCGCUGCUUUCACUGCGAAACGAUCCCUCUUGCUGUUCUGGCUUCUGGGAUUCAGAAUAUUUUUUUUCUUGUUUUCCUCCUCCAAAAACUAGGUGCGUCUUGUGGUUUGGUGCAUCUUACAGAGCGAAAAAUACGGCAAUGCCUAAUAGGAAGGCCUCAGGUUUUUUUGGGAGAAGAGAAUUUAAAUGUCUUUUAAAAUUUCAUUAUAUAUGCUAUCCCAAAAUUCUCUUACGCUUCCACCACAUGUGCAUAAAUGUAGUGAGUGUUAGUUGGCAAUGGAGAGUCGAAGGAAAGGGCAGAGCAGGUGAGGAAACUGAAAAUCAUAGAAUUAUAGAGUUUCAAGGGACCCUCAAAGGGACGCAGGUGGCGAUGUGGGUUAAGCCACAGAGCCUAGGACUUGCCGAUCAGAAGGUCAGCGGUUCGAAUCCCCGCAAUGACAGGGUGAGCUCCCGUUGCUCGGUCCCUGCUCCUGCCAACCUAGCAGUUCAAAAGCACGUCAAAGUGCAAGUAGAUAAAAAGGUACCGCUCCGGCGGGAAGGUAAACGGCGUUUCCGUGCGCUGCUCUGGUUCGCCAGAAGUGGCUUAGUCCUGCUGGCCUCAUGACCCGGAAGCUGUACGCCGGCUCCCUCGGCCUAUAGAGCGAGAUGAGCGCUGCAACCCCAGAGUCGUCUGCGACUGGACCUAAUGGUCAGGGGUCCCUUUACCUUUACCUUUUAAGGGACCCUCAAGGGGCAUCUAAGUCCAACCCCCUCCAAUGUGUAAAAGGGGCUUUUUAAGAGAGAAAACAGAAGCUGAAUCAGACAUUGAUUUGACAUAAAGGGCUAAUUCUUCGGCUGCCUGCUCUCUUUCUGUUUGUGUAUAUCCCUGAAGUUGUUUUAUAACGUUUUCCUUCUUUUCCUAGGUUGCAGACAUGGAGGAGAUGAUAAUCUGGGAACAGUAUACAGUAACGCUAAGCAGGGUGAGUGAUUUGAGAAAUAAGCAGAAUAACAACCACAACAACAAUCUUUAUCACGGUCCAGAGACCCAACAAAUCGUUACAAAGCAAUACACAAUUCAUACAGCCUACCUCCAGGUUAAACAAGCAUUUUGUGCAGAAUAUAGGGAUCAUUGGUUCUUGCAACCGCCGAUAAAAACCUCGCCACUGCUAAUGUUCUAGCGUUUGUCAAGUCUUCCAAUAGGAACCUGACAUAGUGAGCCUCUGAUUUUCCCAGGCAAGGGACCAGCAAGGGUAAUAUCAGUUCAGCCCUGGCUUGCUCGUAUUUUGCACAGUGCAGCAAAAUAUGUUUUAUGGACUCGAUGUCUUGAGCACACGAGCAAAGUCUGUCCUGGUAGGGAACUCCUCUCAACACUGCAGAAGGAAAGACGUUUAAUCUGGCUUUCGUGAAAAGCCUUCGAUAGUUUGGUACUGUCAGGUUUUUAACGUAAGGUGUUAACUUAAAGACAUGCCCAUAUUGUACUCCUACUGCCAGCGGACUACAGACUGCGUGUGAUCGAGAUCUCAAGUCACUGUGUGCACUAUCCCAUAAUCUUUGCUUUAACGUCUUUUGGGCGCCUUCAUAACCCAGGUAAUACAGUUGGGGGGGGGGGGGACACAGACCAAUAAGCAGAAUAAGCCCAAGAAAUAAGCGGAUGGUUUUCUGAUAUUUGUGUGUGUGUGUGUUUGCUUUAAAAAAUAUAUAUUAAUGUUUGAAAGGAGAAGGAAAAUAUAGUAUACAGCAGGCAUGUCCAAAGUCCGUUUUGGGGACCCAAUCCAGCCCACCAGUCGGUUUAAUCCGGCCCCUGUGGCAGAUUAUCUCCCGGGGUAAAAUCCUACAAAAACCUCCACAACUCAACAGCUUUGGUUGGCCCUCACGGCCCUUCACUUCAUCAAAUCUGGCCCUCCUUGAAAAAAAAGUUUGGACACCACAGAAAUGAACAUCAAAUAUCAAGCAUUUUUUAAACAUAGAUCACCGGGAAUGAUCUGCUCUGCUCAUUAGGCAAGACUCUCCUGUGCAGAUCCUGUUUUUGCUAACUCCAGCUUGCAGGGUGUGAUUUACGGCCGGCUCACUCCUGAAACUAAGUGAGCCACAUGCAAAAGUUGCCCUUUGUCCUGAAAAGGUUCCUUGCCCUUGGUUUAGCAUGGCCCCAAACCUGGGGAGCUUUCCCUUCCCCUCCCCUGGCGCAUCCACAAAGAAGUUUGCGGAAGCUUUUGCACCCGUUUUUUCCUCGACCAACAAACCAACAAACCAUGGUUUGAUUAUAAGUCUAGUUUUCUGGAACCAUGGAAACCAUGGUUGGUGAACUCACAAACCAUGGUUUGAUCUUAAGUCCAGUGUUUUGGAAGCGAACGAAGAGGAAACCAUGGUUACUGAACCCAGAAAGCAUAGUUUGAUCUGAAGUCCAGUUUUCUGGAAGCAAAAGAACUGGAAACCUUGGUUGGUGAACCCAGAAACCAUGGUUUGAUCUUAAGUCCAGUUUCCUGGAAGCGAGCGAACUGGAAACCAUGGUUAGGGAACCCACAAACCAUGGUUUGAACUUAACUACUGUUUUCUGGAAGCAAGCGAACAGAAAACCAUAGUUGCUGAACUCAGAAACCAUGGUUUGAUCUUAAGUCCAGUUUGCUGGAAGCGAGUGAAGAGGAAACCAUGGUUGGGGAACCCAGAAACCAUGGUUUGAUCUUAAGUCCAUUUUUCUGGAAGCAAACAAACUGGAAUCAAAUUAAAUUGGAGCGCAGAAGGGAACUGAGAUCUGCUUUGGGCCUCUUUCCAUGCAGGAUCCCCGGAGGGGCUUUGGCAUUGCCAUAUCGGGAGGCCGGGAUCGCCCCAGCGGCGUCGACGGAGACACAUCCAUCAUCAUCUCCGACGUGGUGCCCGGGGGCCCUGCUGAUGGCCGGCUCCAGUGAGUAACCUUAAACCAGGCAGCUUUAGCAGGCUGCCAGGAAACCAUGGUUUGAUCUGCAGUCCAGUUUGCUGGAAGCGAGCAAACUGGAAACUGUGGUUGGUGAACCCACAAACCAUGGUUUGAUCUGGUCCAAUUUGAUGGAAGCGAGCAAACUGGAAACUGUGGUUGGUGAACCCAGAAACCAUGGUUUGAUCUUAAGUCCAGUUUGCUGGAAAUGAGCAAACUGGAAACCAUGGCUUGAUGAACCCACAAACCAUGGUUUGAUCUUAAGUCCAGUUUGCUGGAAGUGUACAAACUGGAAACCGUGGCUUAGCAAACCCACAAACCAUGGUUUGAUCUGAAGUCCAGUUUGCUGGAAGCGAGCAAACUGGAAACCGUGGCUUGGUGAACCCACAUGGCAGCCAGGAAAGAGGGAAAUGAGCUUUCUAUGGAAUCCUCGAAGUGUUUUUUUAAUGGUUUGGGAGAGUCAGAAUUUUUUUGAUUGCUGAUCGCUCUUGGCCCAUCUCACAAGGCUUUUUUUUCAGGACCCGAGACAAGAUAGCCAUGGUGAAUGGUAUCUCCAUGGAGAACGUGUCCUCCUCCUUUGCUAUCCACACCCUGAAAGGCUGCGGGAAAGCCGCCAAUAUUGUGAGUAAGAGCAAGCGCCAACUCCUUGACGGCGACCCUCAGCCAAUCGCUCCGGAAGAGGCAUGCCUUUAAAUUGAACAACAGCUCAGUGGGUAAUAGCAUGGGACUCUUAAUCUUGGGGCUGUGGGUUCGAGUCCCACACGGGGCUGUUUCACGGGGUUGGCGCCUACUGACGCUACAAUUCCCAGAUUUUGAUCGUCUCCCUGCAGAUUUUGGGGCGGCUCCUUUCCCGGUGAGAGAACGGCAGCUCUGCGUGAGCUGAUAACAAUCGUUGAAUUUGUUGGAAGGGACCCCAAGGGGUCAUCAAGUCCAACCCGCCCUGCGAUGCAGGAAUCAUAGCUAAAGUAGGCAUUCAGACAUUGGCCUGUCUCGGGAGACAAUGGAGGUGAAGUCAAACUGUUGGAAGGUUGCAGCGCCUGUUGUGGUUGUAGAGACUGAUACAGGGUAUUCCUGACACAGCAUAGAACUAUUAUUAUUAUUAUUAUUAUUAUUAUUAUUAUUAUUAUUAUUAUUGCAGUACCUCUGGUUACAUACGCUUCAGGUUACAGACUCCGCUAACCCAGAAAUAGUGCUUCAGGUUAAGACCUUUGCUUCAGGAUGAGAACAGAAAUCGUGCUUCAGCGGCGCAGCCGCAGCGGGAGGCCCCAUUAGCUAAAGUGGUGCUUCAGGUUAAGAACAGUUUCAGGUUAAGAACGGACCUCCGGAACGAAUUAAGUACUUAACCCGAGGUACCACUGUAUUAUGAUUAUUUACAUUUAUAGGCCAUCUCUACCUCUAUCUUCCAGGAAGGGACGCUGGUGGCGCUGUGGGUUAAACCACAGAGCCUAGGACUUGCCGAUCGGAAGGUCGGCGCUUCGAAUCCCCGCAACAGGGUGAGCUCCCAUUUCUCAGUCCCAGCUCCUGCCAACCUAGCAGUUCAAAAGCACGUCAAAGUGCCAGUAGAUGAAUAGGUACCGCUCUGGCGGGAAGGUAAACGGCGUUUCUGUGCACUGCUCUGGUUCGCCAGAAGCAGCUUAGUCCUGCUGGUCACAUGACCCAGAAGCUGUACACCGGCUCCCUCGGCCAGUAAAGCGAGAUGAGCGCCGCAACCCCAGAGUCGGUCAUGACUGGACCUAAUGGUCAGGGGUCCCUUUACCGUUACCUUUUUAUCUUCCAGGAAUCUCAAGGUGGCAUUCAUGUUUUCCCCACUUCUCAUUUAAUCCCCACAACCCUGUAAGGCACCAAGGUCACCCACUGAGCUUUGUGGCCGAGUCGGGAUUCGAACCCUGCUCUAGCGUCCUGCUCCGACACUCUAACCCAGUGGCUCUCAACCUGUGGGUUCCCAGAUGUUGUUGAACUACAACUCCCAUCUCCCAUCUGGUCAUGCUGGCUAGGAAUGAUGGGAGUUGUAGUCCGACAACAUCUGGGGACCCACAGGUUGAGAAACACUGCUCUAACCAUUGCACAACACUGCCUCACGGAGCUGUGGGGUUGGAAAGGGGCCUUUGGUGGGUUUUCUGCAACGGCACACUCCAGCUGUGAUGUUUCAAGGCGGACUUUGUUGCGUCGGAGCGACAACAGCCGCAAGGAACCCGCAAAAGUGCGAGUCCCUGGGAUUAUAAACUGUGUGGGCUGUUCUAGAGGUACUGUAUUUUCCGCUCUAUAAGACGCACCAGACCACAAGACGCACCUAGUUUUUGGAGGAGGAAAACAAGAAACAAAAUAUUCUGAAUCUCAGAAGCCAGAACAGCAAGAGGGAUCGCUGCGCAGUGAAAGCAGCAAUCCCUCUUGCUGUUCUGGCUUCUGGGAUAGCUGCGCAGCCUGCAUUCGCUCCAUAAGACGCACACACAUUUCCCCUUACUUUUUAGGAGGGAAAAAGUGAGUCUUAUAGAGCAAAAAAUAAGGUAUUUAGCUGCAUUAAUGCGCAGAAACAGAGACUUUGAGGGAAAGCAGGACUGCGUUGUCCGAGCCGGAUAUUAUCCGACGGAACAGAGUUUCCACUCCUAUCGCUGAUUCAAGGCCAUAUAACUCCGACGUUCUCGACGCAUUCUUAACAAAAUCUGAGUUAGCAGAUUCCCCCAACCACACACUAUUUUUGUGUCUCUUCACAAUGUAGGCUAACUUAUGACGUCAACGUCAAGAUUUCACCCAGUACGGGACCCUAGGGUCAUCUAGUCCAACCCCGGCUUAAUCCGUUCCGGAAGUCCGUUUGACUUCUGAAAUGUUCGGAAACCGAGGCACGGCUUCUGAUUGGCGUAGGCGCCCCGGAAACAAUAGCUGACAGCCACAGUGGACGUUCGGCUUCCAAAAAACGUUCGAAAACCGGAACAUUGACUUCCGGGUUUUUGGCGUUUGGGAAACAAGGCGUUUGAGAACCAAGGCAUUUGAGAACCAAGGCGUUUGAGAACCAAGGCGUUUGUUAACUAAGGCAUUUGAGAACCAAGGCAUUUGGUAACCAAGGCAUUUGAGAACCAAGGCGUUUGGUAACCAAGGCAUUUGAGAACCAAGGCAUUUGAGAACCAAGGCGUUUGGUAACCAAGGCAUUUGAGAACCAAGGCGUUUGGUAACCAAGGCGUUUGGUAACCAAGGCGUUUGGUAACCAAGGCGUUUGAGAACCAAGGUGUUUGAGAACCAAGGUACCAUUGUCUUCCGUUUUCUCCUCUUGCAGACUGUCAAGCGCCCCCGAAAAGUGCACCUCCCCGUAGCCAAGCCCAGCCCGCCCAAAAGCCUCCCGCUCUCCAGCCCCGCUUUGCGCGACGGCGACUCCGACGAGGACGCCGGCUACCGGUCGCCUUCCGCGCGGGGCGGGUUGGUGGCUGGCGGCCGGCGCCAGGCCGAGGCGGAGCACAACCGCGGCUACGACGGCGACUCGUCCAGCGAGAGGAGCUCCGGGCGGCACCGGGAUGAGGAAGACGCUCCCCGCAGGCACCCGGUCCGCAGCAGGAGGCGGAGCCAAGACGGCGGGCAUCGGAGGCGGAGCCAAGAUAGCGAGUCGGACCGACAGCGCUUCACCAAUGGGUACAGCCACCGGGGCAGCGCUAGCGGGCUGGCCCUGGUAUCCGGGUUCAAGAGGCUUCCACAGCAGGACGUGCCGAUGAAACCGGUCCGCUCCGUGCUGGUAAAGAGCAAGGAGAGCGAAGGUGAGUGGGAUUUACGCCCCGAUUUCCCUCUCCUCUUUUUUUCUUUUACGUAAAGAUUCUUCGCCUUUUUAAUACGACUUUUUAUUAAUUUUUCUGUUUUACAAUUUCAGAUAAGCAUUUUGCAUCAUUAAGAGAUAUAUAUAUGUAUGCGUGUGUGUGUGUGUGUGUGUGUGUGUAUAAAUAUAUAUAUUUUUUUUAAAAAAUGUAUUUUUCAAGUUUAACAUUUCACUAAUUUUAUACAUUUCACUAGUUUUACAGCCAUCUUGACAUUUCGAAACUUGACUUCCUUCCCCCUUUCUGCGGUUCCUUAAAUUUAUUUCUAAUAUCUUGUGCAUAUCCAAAGCAACCUAAUUUGCUCAUUUGUUCAUCUUCUUUAAAUAUACAGUGGUACCUCGGAAGUACGACUUCCAAAAUGUUUGGAAACCAAAGCGCGGCUUCUGAUUGGCUGCAGGAAGCUCCCAUCUUCCUGCUUCCUUUUUCCUAUUUGUCAAUUCUACAUAUUCCAUUGAUUUAUCUGCCUUUCCCCCCCUCCCUCCUUCGAAAGCGCUUGAAGAACUCUUGCAGAAUCUGCCGUUCAUUUCACCCAAAUGUCUUCAUUUUUUUUUCUCUCCUUCCUCCCCCAAAAAUGCAGAAUUUGGCUUGAAGUUGGGGAGCCAGAUCUUUAUUAAACACAUUACGGACACAGGACUGGCGGCCAAGGACAGUUCUUUGCAGGAGGGAGACCUCAUACUGAAGGUGAGUUGGGUGGGAGAGGUUCUUCGUUCAAAUCUCGGAGCAAUUACACCCGCAAUUUGUGGGAAUGUUCAGGGUGGCAGGAGAGGAUAUAUUGUUUAUUAAUAUCCUCCCUUUUUAAUAUUUGCUUUAUCUUUGUUUAUUCAAUUUUCAUACCACAUAAAAAACGGGUAAUACACCCUUUCCAAUACAGUUGGUCCUAGGCUCUGUCUGUACAGUGUUCCUAAAACCGUAUCAGUCCCAGAAUCAGUGCCGGAUUUACGUAUAAAUUAAACAAGCUCUAGCUUAGGGCCCCGCACUCUUGGGGCUGCCCCAAAAAAUGUAACGGGGGGGAAAAACCUGGAUGCACAUUUCCAAAAUAUAAGAUAAAAAAAGAAAUAAAAUAAAACCUAUAUGCAGCAACAGGAUUUUGUAUUGUGUAGGCUCCUAUGAUGUAAGUCAUGGGUAGGCAACCUAAGGCCCGGGGGCCGGAUCUGGCCCAAUCGCCUUCUCAAUCCGGCCCGCAGACGGUCUGGGAAUCAGUGUGUUUUUACAUGAGUAGAAUGUGUCCGUUUAUUUAAAAGCAUCUCUGGGUUGUUUGUGGGGCCUGCCUGGUGUUUUUAAAUGAAUAGAAUGUGUCCUUUUAUUUAAAAUGCAUCUCUGGGUUAUUUGUGGGGCAUAGGAAUUCGUUCAUUUAUUAUUAUUUUUCAAAGUAUAGUCCGGCCCCCCACAAGGUCUGAGGGACAGUGGACCGGCCCCCUGCUGAAAAUGUUUGCUGACCCCUGAUAUAAAUCAUGGGCCCCGCCUGCUCCCUAAAAUAUCACUGCUUUGCUCCUUUCUAUAUAUAGGGUGCCUACAUUUUGCAUGGACUGGUUGCAGGGCCACAUUGUGCAAAUGGCUUUAGAUACCUACAAGGUCCAUAAAUGACCAUUUAGCAUAUAUACAACACAGAAAAAAACAGCGACAAUUUGUUGUUGGCAAAGGACAGCAGGACAAAGGGCCCCAUUACCUUCAGGAGCUGAGGGCAGGCAUAGGCAAUUCCGGUCCUCCAGAUGUUUUGAGACUACAAUUCCCAUCAUCCCUGACCACUGGUCCUGUUAGCUAGGGAUGAUGGGAAUUGUAGUUCCAAAACAGCUGGGGGGCCGGAGUUUGCCUAUGCCUGGCUUAGGGCGUCAUCUAACCUAAAUCUGGCCCGGAUCCUUCGGUAUGUCUGCACCUAAAAUACCUAAAAGGAAGGCUUCUGGUCUUUUGAGCAACUGUUAUUUUAAACAUUGUUUUCCAACUCGUUAUAUAUCAUUUCCCAGAAUUCCUUUAUCGCUUUACAGUUCCACCACAUAAGAUAAAAGGUCAUGUACAGUGGAUGCUCAGGUUGUGAACGUGAUCCGUGCGCGAUGCACAUUCGCAACCCGCAGUGGCGCGUCUACACACGCAUGGGUUGCGAUUCGGUGCUUCUGCGCAUGCGCAAAGUGCGAUUUAGCGCUUCUGUGCAUGCGCGACACCCGAAACCCGGAAGUAACCCGUUCUGGUACUUCCAGGUUUUGGCAGGUCCGUAACCCGAAAAAACCCAACCUGAAGUGUCUGUAACCCAAGGUAUGACUGUAUAUCAAAAUUUGCUGAUUUGGUGGUACUCCUAGAAAUUAGGGACACGGGUGGCGCUGUAGGUUAAACCACAGAGCCUAGGACUUGCUGAUCAGAAGGUCGGUGGUUCGAAUCCCCGUGACGGGGUGAGCUCCCGUUGCUCGGUCCCUGCUCCUGCCCACCUAGCAGUUCGAAAGCACAUCAAAGUGCAAGUAGAUAAAUAGCUACUACUCUGGCGGGAAGAUAAACGGCGUUUCCGUGCGCUGCUCUGGUUCGCCAGAAGCGGCUUAGUCCUGCUGGCCACAUGACCCGGAAGCUGUACGCCGGCUCCCUCGGCCAGUAAAGCGAGAUGAGCGCCGCAACCCCAGAGUCGGCCAUGACUGGACCUAAUAGUCAGGGGUCCCUUUACCUUUACAUUUACCUAGAAAUACAUAAGAUAGAUAACUAUGAAAUGAUUUUUGUGAGAUUUAACAAGUUAACUCUUUACAUUUGGACAACCUUUCCGCUGUGGAGAAAAACAACCCUUUCCUUAAUAGCAAUUUAAACGAUUCGUUUAACUAAAAGAAUAACCUGAUGGCAUGUUGGAGCUAGUCCUAUACAUUUCCUGACCUUCUAACAGCGCUCAGCUUAGUCGGCUUAGCGUGAGAUGCUGAAUCUCCGGGUUCAAGAGAAUCUCCUCUCUUUCCAGAUCAAUGGGGUGUCGAGUGAGAAUCUGUCCCUGGAGGAGACGCGGCGGUUGAUCGAGCUCUCGGAGGGGAGGCUGACAUUGGUGGUCCUUCGGGAUAACAGCCAAUUCCUGGUGAACAUUCCCCAAGUGAGAGAUAGCGAGAGCGAAAGCUCCCAUCUGGACGGUGAGUGAGGGCCAGUUCUUAGCACUUCCAGCUGCUUAGCGCUCGCAGAAGUGAUGCACCGCGAAAUUAUUUCUCUUUGUUUUCUUUUCCCAAAGACAUCUCUGACCUCGGCUCGGACAUCUCGCCGCCUCCAACUGCCCCAGCGAGCGGGCCGGACUCGCCGGGAUCUCCAAAGUGGAAUCCGGCCCCGUAAGCUUUUCUCUGAGAUGCCUGUAUGGGGGGCGGGUGUCUCAUUUCCUUUUCCCUCCCGCCCCCCCUGUCUCUCUCUCUCUCAUUCUCUCUCUCUCUCUCUUUCUAUCUCUCUCUCUCUCUCCUUCUCUCUUUCUUUCUCUCUCUCUCUCUCCUUCUGGAUUUAUUCUAGGCACGGCCAAAUUUUGCUUGUUGAACCUUGCCUCGUUAGAUAAGUCUUAAAGCCUUCCCACUCCUUUUAGACUACAUCGGUUGGUUUAUUCCGUAAUAAUUCUGUCCCUUUUGCAAGUUCCAAGCACAGCACUCCCUUCACUUUAAUUCCAAUUCUUCACUAGUGCUUUAAAAAAUCUCCUUCCCUCCCCAAACCCAGGACCCUACGGCGCUCCGAGCAAACGUCACCCGAAAAGUCAAUGACACCCCCACUUCGUGGUGAGUUCAUCUCCUGUCUCUCCCAUCUCUCUGUCAAGGUGGCUGGUUUUUGGUUUCGAAGGCGGCUGAGAGGUUUUACGGCAGGGACUCAAGCCCUUGGGGGGGGUUCAGGGUUCAGAUGUGGCCCCCUAGACCUCUCAAUCUGGCUCCUGGAUCCUUCCCCUCUGGCCCUUUCCCACCAAAUGUUUUUGCCAGGUUGCAAAGGUGCCCUUGAAUCUUGCAUUUUGUGUGCCUGGGCAAAGGGUUUUGGGGUGGCUAGAUUUUCUAUCCAAAUUGGGGGGGGGGGGCUUGUUUGUCUAUCCCAGCAGUGGAGAAACCUCCAUUUUGGGGGCUCGGUUUCCCCCAACUCAUUUUCUGCCCCUGACACCCUCCAUUGUUGUUUAGUCGUUUAGUCGUGUCCGACUCUUUGUGACCCCCUGGACCAGAGCACGCCAGGCACUCCUGUCUUCCACUGCCUCCCGCAGUUUGGUCAGACUCAUGUUUGUAGCUUCGAGAACACUGUCCCGCCAUCUCGUCCUCUGUCGUCCCCUUCUCCUUGUGCCCUCCAUCUUUCCCAACAUCAGGGUCUUUUCCAGGGAGGCUUCCCUUCUCAUGAGCUGGCCAAAGUAUUGGAGCCUCAGCUUCACAAUCUGUCCUUCCAGUGAGCACUCAGGGCUGAUUUCCUUAAGAAUGGAUACGUUUGAUCUUCUUGCAGUCCAUGGGACUCUCAAGAGUCUCCUCCAGCACCAGAAUUCAAAGCAUCAAUUCUUCGGCGAUCAGCCUUCUUUAUGGUCCAGCUCUCACUUCCAUACACCCUCCAUAGAUCAGGUGAAAUCUCUGCCUUAUCCGUAAAUACUCCAUAAGCUGCAGACAUGAUGGACUGAGUAAAGGCCCCAAUCACACCUUCUAUUAAUAAUAAUAAUAAUAAUAAUAAUAAUAAUAAUAAUAAUGUUAUUAUUUGUACCCUGCCCAUCUGACUCUGUUUCCCCAGCCACAACGGGCAGCUUCUAACAAAUAUAGAAGCAUAAUGAAACAUCAAACAUUAAAAACAUCCCUGUACAGGGCUGCUUUCAGAUAUUUCCUGAAAGUCAGAUAGUUCUUUAUUUCCUUGACAUCUGAUGGGAGGGCGUUCCACAGGGCGGGCACCACCACCGAGAAGGCCCUCUGCCUGGUUCCCUGUAACCUCGCUUCUCGUAGGGAGGGAACCGCCAGAAGGCCCUCGGGAGAUGGACCCCGGUGUCCGGGCUGGACGAUGGGGGUGGAGACGCUCCUUCAAUGGGCUAUUUAGAGCUUUCAAGGUCAGCACCAACACUUUGAAUUGUGCUUGGAAACGUCCUGGGAGCCAAUGUAGGUCUUCCAAGACCGGUGUUAUGUGGUCUCGGCGGCCGCCCCCAGUCACCAGUCUAGCUGCCGCAUUCUGGAUUAGUUGCAGUUUCCAGGUCACCUUCCAAGGUAGCCCCACAUAAAGCGCAUGGCAGUAGUCCAAGUGGGAAUUAACCAGAGCAUGCACCACUCUGGCCAGACAGUCUACAGGCAGGGAGGGUCUCAUCCUGCGUACCAGGUGGAGCUGCCCUGGACACAGAAUUGACCUACGCCUCCAUGGACAGCUGUGAGUCCAAAAUGACUCCCAGGCUGCACACCUGGUCCUUCGGGGGCACAGUUACCUCAUUCAGGGCCAGGGAGUCCCCCCUCCUGCCUGCCCCCUGUCCCCCAGAAACAGUCUGUCUUGUUGUUAUUCAGCCUCAAUCCAUCAAUCACCAUCCACCCCCAACCGUUGAAAGAACUACAAUACCGCUUUAAACACUCCAGGAAUUCUGGGAUCUGUAGUUUUUAUUCAGGGUGCUGCUAACUGUCAGGAGAACCCUGUCAUCCCCUCAUAGAACUACAUUACCCAGCCUAACAACCAGUCCCUCUGUCCCGGGGAACUCUGGGAAUUGUAGCCUUGGGUGGGGGACUCUUAGCAAACUACAUCUCCCAGGAUCCUUUGGGGCAAUCCGUGACAGUUUAAAGUGGACCGCUUCUGCUUUUAAGGGUAUGCUAUGGGUUCAGCUUUGGUCAGUUUGCCUGUGCUUUGAAAUGGGCGCAAUAAAAGAGCUUCUGCUCUGUCCAGAGUGCUGAAAUCAUAUUGCGCUAACCUAAGUGUUUUAAUAUUGGUUUUAAAGGCCUUUUUUAAUGCCUGAUUCUUCACUGUGUUUUCCUAUUCAGCUGGGGCAACCCAGUCAAACGGGUGGGGUACAAACAUUAAAUUAUUAUUAUUAAAAUGUGCGGUGCCAACGGGUUGCCUGUAAAAUUGUUUUUGAGCUUUUUGGGGAGGACACCCACCCCUGCCCCCAGAAUGUACGUUUGGGGGCUUAUUUUUGCAUUUUUUUAAGCGUUCAAAAAUAAUAAUUCUUGCCUUACGUCCUGAGUUUGCCCAGACAUUUUUCCAAUCGGCAAAAAUCCACCUGGAAGCCAUUUUGUAGGGCGGUUACCAGGGAAACCCAGGCGUAAGGCAAACCUACCCUAGUCUAGAAAUGGAGGUAUACUUGUGGCCAAGGGAUGGAAAGAUCACGAGGCUCCAAAAAUAACAGAUUGGCAAAUCAAAUUACAGGAAUUGGUGGAGAUGGCUCAACUGACUAGUAUACUCAGAGGAAACUCAAAGCAAAAAUUUGCGGAGAAAUGGGAUGGUUAUAGAAGAUAUGUUCAAAAAUACAAUAAUAGUUUUGACUCCGUGCUACCAUUUGAGUGAUAAAGGAACUAAAAGGAGGUGGACAACAAUUAACGGUUUAUUAUGUUUUCAAAAUGUAUUAGGAAAAUUAUAUAGAAAGGUUUAUUGUUUUGUGUACAUCCAAAGGUAAGAUAAAAUAUAUGCAAAGGGACUUGACAGGAAGUCAAAGUUGAAGAAAAGAUUUUGGAAGAUAAAAGGGGGGAAAAUAUUUACUUUCAUUAUUAUCAUUUUGUGUGCGGGUGUGGGUGUCUGCACAUAUGUGUGUUGUUGUAUGCAAUGUUUGGGAGGAAAUAAGACGGUAAAUAACAAAUAAACUAAAUAUCGAUGUAUGUAAUUUUUAUUUCUUAAUUAUAUUUACGGGUAGUAUGGCUGUAUUGUUUUUUGUAACGUAAAAUCAUUCAAUAAAAAUUAUUUUUAAAAAAGAGAUGGAGGUUGUGGUUUUCAGACUGUCUCUGUGUCCUGUCCCCCUUGCCAGAAGUCCAAGGGAGUCCUGAAAAUGACUACGAUGCCCACGCCGAUGCCGUUGCCUCCCAGACCGGCACAAAUUAUGGGUAAGGAGCUUGGGAGAGUCCUAGCGGCUCCAGAGUUGGCCGCACGCAUCCUGGCCCUGAGAGCGUUUUUCUUUUUCUUUUUUAAAUAUAAUUUUUAUUAACAGGCCAAUCAAAUCACAUUAAUUCCAAAUCACAUUAGUUCCAAAUUAUACAGCCAGAUUUUUAAAAUUUUGUUGGGGGUGCCCAUACUUCAAGCUCCCAAAGGGGUCCAAACAUCACUCUUGCUGCUGCUUAAAUUAAACAGUUCUAUCCAGUUCUGUCCAGAUAGUCUCUUUGUUAUUUUCCUCAUCUUCUUGUUGUUGUCAUAUACAGUGGUGCCUCGCAAGACGAAAUUAAUCCGUUCCGCGAGUGUCUUCGUCUAGCGGUUUUUUCGUCUUGCGAAGCAACCCUAUUAGCGGCUUAACGGAUUAGCGCUAUUAGCAGUUUAGCGGCUAUUAAAGGCUUAUCGUCUUAGCGGAUUAGCUGCUAAAAGGCUAUUAAAGGCUUAGCGGCUUAGAUAAAGGGGGGGGAGCGAAAAAAAAAUCUCAAGACUCGCAAGACAUUUUCGUCUUGCGAAGCAAGCCCAUAGGGAAAUUCGUCCUGUGAAGCAACUCAAAAAUGGAAAACCCUUUCGUCUAGCGGGUUUUCCGUCUUGUGAGGCAUUCGUCUUGCGGGGCACCACUGUAUUCCUUUCUUUGUGAUCUCUGAUAAUCUUCACAAGCGGGUUGAAAACAAACAUCUCCUGUGUGGGUUUUACAUUCUCCAAGAGUCAUAUCACAUAAAGGACAGACGCCAUUUCCACACCUCCGUUAAAAACAUUCCCACAGUCUGUCCGUUGAUUUCCACAGGCUUGCCAAUCUAUAUCUCAGGGGGCCCUGCCAGGUCAAGAUCACAUUCCAAUCAGUGGCGUAGCGUGGGGGGUGCAGGGGGGGCCGGCCGCACCGGGCGCAACAUCUGGGGGUUGGGGGCGCAAAUCCACGGGUUAGGGGGUGCAAAUUACUUGCCUUGCCCCGGGUGCUGACAACCCACGCUACGCCACUGAUUCCAAUAACCAUACAUUCACAUUCCCUGAGAGCGCUUUUCGUCCUCUCCUGUUUCAGAUACAGCCCCGAUUCGAAAGUGGUCCGUUUCAUAAAAGCCAAGAGCAUCGGUCUCCGUCUGGCCGGCGGCAACGAUGUCGGCAUCUUCGUCGCCGGGGUGCAGGAAGGCAGUCCAGCUGAGAGCCAAGGGAUCCAGGAAGGAGACCAGAUCCUUCAGGUAAGCAGAUCCCUCGCCCAAGGACUGCCUGAUCUCCGCAAGGUCUGUGAUGUGAUGGGGACGCGGGUGGCGCUGUGGUCUAAACCACUGAGCCUCUCGGGCAGGCAUGGGCAAACUCGGCCCGCCAGAUGUUUUGAGACUACAAUUCCUAUCUUCAUCAUCAUCAUCAUCAUUUAUUAUUUAUACCCCGCCCAUCAGGCUGGGUUUCCCCAGCCACUCUGGGCUCCUUCCAACAGAAUAUCAAAAUACAGUAACGCAUCAAACAUUAAAAGCUUCCCUAAACAGGGCUGCCUUCAGAUGUCUUCUAAAAGUCUGGUAGUUGCUGUUCUCUUUGACAUCUGCUGGGAGGGCGUUCCACAGGGAGGGCGCCACCACCGAGAAGGCCCUCUGCCUGGUUCCCUGUAACUUGGCUUCUCGCAGGGAGGGAACCGACAAAAGGCCCUCAGUGCUGGACCUCAGUGUCCGGGUAGAACAAUGGGAGUUGAGACGCUCCUUCAGUAUACUGGGCCAUUUAGGGCUUUCAAGGUCAGCACCAACACUUUGAAUUGUGCUCGGAAAUGUACGUAUAAUCCCUGACCACUGGUCCUGUUAGCUAGGGAUGAUGGGAGUUGUAGUCCCAAAACAUGUGGAGGGCCGAGUUUGCCUAUGCAUGCUCUUGGACUUGCUGAUCGGAAGGUCGGUGGUUCGAAUCCCCACGACGGGGUGAGCUCCCGUUGCUCUGUCCCAGCUCCUGACCCAAUAGAGUAGCUGGGUUCUGUGUUAUAAAUCAAGAACUGCUAGUUAGUUUUCCAAUGUAUUUCUUAUUGGUAAAAAAUAAAUGUUGUGUGGCACAAGCAGAUUUUUAUCCUGAAAGUGUGACGCAGAGAGAAAAAAGGGCACCCCCAAAGGUCAUCCAGCCCAACCCCCUUGCAAUGCAGGGAAAUUUUGCCUGUUGCGAGACUCGAACCCACGACCCUGAUUUUGAAGAGUCUCAUGCUCUACUAAAGGCACGCGGGUGGCGCUGUGGGUUAAACCACAGAGCCUAGGACUUGCCGAUCAGAAGGUCGGUGGUUCGAAUCCCCGUGAUGGACGGGGUGAGCUCCCAUUGCUCGGUCCCUGCUCCUGCCAACCUAGCAGUUCGAAAGCACGUCAAAGUGCAAGUAGAUAAACAGGUACCGCUCCGACGGGAAGGUAAACGGCGUUUCCGUGCGCUGCUCUGGUUCGCCAGAAGCGGCUUAGUCCUGCUGGCCACAUGACCUGGAAGCUGUACGCCGGCUCCCUCGGCCAGGAAAGCGAGAUGAGCGCCGCAACCCCAGAGUCGGCCACGACUGGACCUAAUGGUCAGGGGUCCCUUUACCUUUACCUAUGCUCUACUAAGAAGCACUGCUCAGAGCAGUUUGGAAGAGUCUUAUUUCAGAGGUGAAAACAAGUGCGCAUUCAGACAGAGGUGCGGAACAUUGUUAUCUCUGCUUCCUUACUAUUUGCUCCUCGGCUCCUGCCCACAGGUGAACGAGCAAGUUUUUCAUAACCUCACCCGCGAAGAGGCCAUUCAGUACCUCCUGGAGCUGCCACCGGGCGAAGAGGUGGCGUUGCACGUUCAGAAUAAGCAGGACAGUGAGUAACUCGCCAUUGUCGUGUCCCUCCAGCCCUCAUUUGCCAUUGCUUAACUAGGACUUGCCGAUCAGAAGGUUGGCGGUUCGAAUCCCCGCAACAGGGUGAGCUCCUGUUGCUUGGUCUCUGCUCCUGCCAACCUAGCAGUUCGAAAGCACGCCAGUGCAAGUAGAUAAAUAGGUACCGCUCCGGCAGGAAGGUAAACGGCGUUUCCGUGCGCUGCUCUGGUUCGCCAGAAGCGGCUUAGUCCUGCUGGCCACAUGACCCGGAAGCUGUACGCCGGCUCCCUCAGCCAGUAAAGCGAGAUGAGCGACACAACCCCAGAGUCGGCCACGACUGGACCUAAUGGUCAGGGAUCCCUUUACCUUUACCUUAAUCUUUUUUAUUAUUAUUAUUUUUAAUGGAAGGCAAGAAAAGAGAGCGAUAGACCGGCUGGCAGAACAGCGUCUUUGCAGGAGCCUCCAGCCUUCCCGAAUGCCAGCAAGGCUGAACAUUGGAGUAAUCAGUGUUGGAAACUCAGAUAUAUAAGCGAAUUGCCAAAUGACACCUUCAACCAAGGGGCGGCAACCUAUGGUCCCCGGGCUGGAUCAGGCCCAUCUGGGUCCUAAAUCUGGCCCGCGCCGUGAAGCCGGAACCCGCCGCAACGCCGAGACUCCCAGUGACGGCGACUUGUUUACCUCAGUGGUGUCUUUAUUCUUUGAAGAGGGAUUCAAGGGAACUUAUCAUGAAUGUACAAUUCAAUUUGAGACAGGUUGAAUUGUAUAAUAGUGAGAGGCUCACACAAGCCUGCAACCAGCUAUCUCCUGGGCAUGUAAAAAGGGGAAUGUAACUCUGCUAAGUAAAGGAACUUGCUAGUGCAAGUUAGGAAGGAUUUGAAUAAACAAUAUAUCCUCUCCUGCCACCCUGAACAUUCCCACAGGGGAGAUGCUCUGCAGGGGUCAGCAAACUUUUUCAGCCGGGGGCCGGUCCACUGUCCCUCAGACCUUGUGGGGGGCCGGGCUAUAUUUUGAAAAAAAUAUAUGAACGAAUUCCUAUGCCCCACAAAUAACCCAGAGAUGCAUUUGAAAUAAAAGGACACAUUCUACUCAUGUCAAAACAUCAGGGGGGACGCGGGUGGCACUGUGGGUUAAACCACAGAGCCUAGGGCUUGCCGAUCAGAAGGUCGGCAGUUCGAAUCCCCGCAAUGGCAGGGUGAGCUCCUGUUGCUCGAUCGCUGCUCCUGGCAACCUAGCAGUUCGAAAGCACGUCAAAGUACAAGUAGAUAAAUAGGUACCGCUCUGGCAGGAAGAUAAACGGCGUUUCCAUGCGCUGCUCUGGUUCGCCAGAAGCGGCUUAGUCCUGCUGGCCACAUGACCCAGAAGCUGUACGCCGGCUCCCUCAUCCAAUAAAGCGAGAUGAGCGCCGCAACCCCAGAGUCGGCCACGACAGGACCUAAUGGUCAGGGGUCCCUUUACCUUUACCUUUACCUUUACCUUUAAAAACACCAGGCAGGCCCCACAAAUAACCCAGAGAUGCAUUGUAAAUAAAAGCACACAUUCUACUCAUGUGAAAAACACACUGAUUCCCGGACCGUCUGCGGGCCAGAUUGAGAAGGCGAUUUGGCCAGAUCCGGCCCCCGGGCCUUAGUUUGCCUACCCAUGCAUUAUGGAGAGCAAUGUCACUUGCCUGGGGUUCAAAAUAAUAAUAAUGAUGAUGAUGAUGAUGAUGAUGAUAAUAAUAAUUUAUUUGUACCCCACCCAUCUGGCUGGGUUUCCCCAGCCGCUCUGGGCGGCUUCCAACAAAGAUGAAAAAUACAUCAAAAUGUUCGAGCCUUCGUUUCUCUCUCUCUCCUCCUAUCAGUCUACAGGAAGAUGGUGAAGUCCAACGUGGGCGACUCCUUCUACAUCCGCACCCAUUUCGAUUUUGAGAAGGACGCCCCCUCUGCUCUGAGCUUCACCCGUGGUGAGGUCUUCCACGUGGUGGACACCAUGUACCGGGGGAAGGUCGGAAGCUGGCUAGCCAUGCGGAUGGGCAAAGAUCUCCAGGAACUCGACAAGGGCAUUAUCCCAAACCGAAACAGGUAUCCUGGCAGGAGAUGGGCUGUCUCUGAGGGUCCCUAUGUUGUUGUUUAGUCGUGUCCGACUCUUCGUGACCCCAUGAUCUGGCUUAUUUUACACGGGGGUAGUCCCGAUCAGAGAAGACAACCUUGGAACCAGUGUAUUAAAUUGUAUACAUUACUGGCUGCACAAUAUUGCAAUAUUUCGUACAAUAUUAGUUAAGACACAUUGCAAUUAGCGGAGACUCUAUAGCUACACAGGGUGAUAUAAUCCGAUAUUAGAAAUACUCAGAGUAGACCUAUUGAUAAAUUCCAGCAUUAGAAAUACUCAAGAGUUAGACCUAUGGGAAUUAAUGGAGACUCUAGCCCUUAAAUUAUAUUGGCUGCAUAGAUUCCAGUAUUAGGAAUACUCAAGAGUUAGACCAAUGGGAAUUAAUGGAGACUCUAGCCAUUAAAUUAUAUUGGCUGUAUUUUUUGUUGUUGUUUAGUCGUGUCCGCCUCUUUUGUGACCCCAUGGACCAGAGCACGCCAGACCCUCCUGUUUUCCACUGCCUCCCGCAGUUUGGUCAAACUCAUGCUGGUAGCUUCAAGAACACUGUCCCACCAUCUCGUCCUCUGUCGUCCCCUUCUCCUUGCGCCCUCCAUCUUUCCCAGCAUCAGGGUCUUUUCCAGGGAGUCUUCUCUUCUCAUGAGGUGGCCAAAGUCCUGGAGCCUCAGCUUCAGGAUCUGUCCUUCCAGUGAGCACUCAGGGCUGAUUUCCUUCAGAAUGGAGAGGUUUGAUCUUCUUGCAGUCAAUGGGACUCUCAAGAGUCUCCUCCAGCACCAUAAUUCAAAAGCAUCCAUUCUUUGGUGAUCAGCCUUCUUGAUGGUCCAGCUCUCCCUUCCAUACAUCACUACUGGGAAAACCAUAGCUUUUACUAUACGGACCUUUGUUGGCAAGGUGAUGUCUCUGCUUUUUAAGAUGCUGUCUAGGUUUGUCAUCGCUUUUCUCCCAAGAAGCAGGUGUCUUUUAAUUUCGUGACUGCUGUCACCAUCUGCAGUGAUCAUGGAGCCCAAGAAAGUCAAAGCUCUCACUGCCUCCAUUUCUUCCCCUUCUAUUUGCCAGGAGGUGAUGGGCCCAGUGGCCAUGAUCUUAGCUUUUUGAUGUUGAGCUUCAGACCAUAUUUUGCGCUCUCCUCUUUCACCCUCAUUAAAAGGUUCUUUAAUUCCUCCUCACUUUCUGCCAUCAAGGUUGUGUCAUGGGUGUAAUCCCAUGGGAUUACUGUGCUUCACUGGCCAGCAAACUUGCCUGACCUGAACCCCAUAGAGAAUCUAUGGGGCAUUGCCAAGAGAAAUACCCUCCACUCAACCCAUCCCGUGGUUCUCCUUUGCACCCCAGGGCGGAGCAGAUUGCCAGCUUGGAGUCCGUCCUCAAGGCCACGUCGGGAGCCGCCUCUUCGGGGCCGCGGGCUGAGUUCUGGAAACUGCGGGGCCUGCGAGGAGCAAAGAGGAACCUGCGGAAGAGUCGCGAGGACCUGUCUGCCCUGACCAAGCAAGGGCACUACCCGCCGUACGAGAGGGUCGUUCUGAAGGAAGGUGAGGGCAACUUGCCUUGUUUUUGGGGACUCCAAGAGCGGUGGGCAGUGCCGGAUUUACAUAUAAGCUAAACAAGCCAUAGCUUAAAGGUAAAGGGACCCCUGACCAUUAGGUUCAGUCGUGGCCGACUCUGGGGUUGCGGCGCUCAUCUCGCUUUACUGGCCGAGGGAGUCGGCGUACAGCUUCCGGGUCAUGUGGCCAGCAGGACUAAGCCACUCCUGGAGCAACAGAGCAGCGCACGGAAACGGCGUUUACCUUCCCACCAGAGCCUAUUUAUCUACUUGCACUUUGAUGUGCUUUUGAACUGCUAGGUUGGCAGGAGCAGGGACCGAGCAACGGGAGCUCACCCCAUCACAGGAAUUCGAACCGCCGACCUUCUGAUCGGCAAGCCCUUGGCUCUGUGGUUUAACCCACAGCGUCACCUGCAUCCCAAAGCUAUAGCUUAGGGCCCCACUAUUUUAUUUUAUUUUUUCUGGCCCAUGUAGGACCAGUCUGGAUAGUUGGCCUUGGUGAAGAUUUGACGUUUUCACGCCCCCCCCCAAAAAGUUUUUGAUUGGAGUUUUUGCUGAAAUGAGGCUGCAUUUUAAUGUUGUGUUUUAAUCUUGUUUUUAAGUUGUAUUUUAAUCAAUCGUUUUUAUACCUGGUGUUAGCCGGUCUUGGCUGGGGCGGUUGGGGUAUAAAUAAAAUUUAUUACUACUACUUCUUCUUCUUCUUCUUCUUCUUCUGUAACAAGGUCAAUAAUAGCAUAUUUGGGUAUUUUCAGUGCUUUUUUCUGGGGGGACGGACGCAGGGGUACGCAUACCCCUAAACAUUCUGUGAAUUUUAGUACUUUUGUCCAUUUACUAUACAGAAAUGCAACUUUUGGGUUGCGAAAGCGGCAAACCCGGAAGUGCAUUCUUCCAGGUUUCUCCAUGCGCACAUGCGAAGAAGCACUCUAUCGCACUGUGCGCAUGCACAGAAGCAGCGACUCUACUUGCGGAUUUUUCAGGAUACGUACGGACCCCUAGAACAAAUUAUAUCUGUAACCAGAGGGUCCGCUGUAUUUAUUUCCCCCGAUUUGAACUAUAAAACGGUGGUUUUCUUGAGUCAAAAUGAGAGUACCUCUAAACAUUUUAUUUUAUUAGAAAAAAACACUGGGUAUGUUUAUGCAAUGUUAUGCGUGAGGCUUAACCAUUGGCCUUUGAGGACCUGGCACCUUCCAGAUCUUUUUGGACUACAAUUCCCAUGCUGGCUGGCGGUUGAUGAUGGGAGUUGUAGUCCGAAACAUGCACAGAGCAUCGCCUGGAAAACUUUGCCCUGAUCUCCUCCGUGAUGGAGGGAGAUGUACAUGCAAUAAAUGAGCAAGAUCCCUCUGACUUUCCUCCUCCUCCCUGGCAGCAACCUUUAAGCGCCCGGUUGUGAUCCUGGGACCCAUCGCCGACAUUGCCAUGCAGAAACUCAGCACCGAUUUGCCGGAUCAGUUUGAGAUUGCAGGUGAGCCGCCUUCCCCACGAACCAAGUCCAGUGCAUAGCUGUCAACCGUCCCUUAUUUGGCAGGAAACUCCCUUAUCCCAGCGCCGUGUCCCGCUGCUGUCCCGGAUUGAUGAUGUCCCUUAAAUUUCCCGGGUUUCAAAGGAAGCAGCUCCUCUCCCUCCCUCCCUGCCGGCCAGGGAGGAGGGAGGCUCCAACUGUGUUGCUUGGCUGCGUUGCUCACCCAAUAAGGAGUCUAAGAACGACCGGGGGGUGGAGCUUGCAUGCCUUGUGCCAAUCAAAUCGGCCGCGUUGCCUGGGGACUCGCCUUUGCUCAGCGCUUCCCAGCGGAGAGGUGACGGUGGUUUUCCUUGCUGCAUCCCUUUGCCGGGUUGCUGCGCUGUGGGAACCACCGCUAGAGGCUUCGCUUGGCUGCUGGCUGGGCUUUCUGCCUUUGGCUCGGAGGGGCUUAGAAGUUUAUCAUACCUGUGCCUGGAAAAUCCCUUAUUUUGGCUGCUGAUCCCUUAUUUUCGAGGCUGCUGGUCCCUUAUUUUCAAAUCUGUAAGUUGACAGCUAUGGUCCGGUGGGGCCGGGAGGGCCAGGUCUUCAUAUGUCGUCCGACUCACUGUGCUUUGACCGACUCUUGCGCAGUCAAAGAUGGAAAAACAAUAUCCAUCUCUCUCUUUCUCUUUCCCUCCCCAUUUUUAGAGAGCGUGGCGAGAGAAGGGAGCUCAUCUAAGGUUAUCAAGCUGGACUCCGUGUGGCACAUUGCAAAACAGGUUAGAGGAGUGAGGCGGCGGGAACGUCACGAAACUGGGGUCCAAGGGGGUGGGAAGCAGAUGCUCCCUCGCUCUGAAGCCCUUCCCUUCAAAAUAAGACGCUAGUCCUCAUGGUUCUGUGUUGUGUUCUGAAGGCGAAGGCAAGGACCGGACCCUGAUUAAAACAAAACACACGAGGCUUGGCCAGCAAGACUCUGGGAGGAUGUGCCAAUAAUAAUCACCUCUCACACCCUGGCCCAGAUCCCUUUUAUUAACAAAAUAACUUUUAACACAGCGCUUGUAAGAACCAAUCCGAGGUCCUCUGAGCAUUUCAAAAACAACCACUACGUGGGUACAAAGUUAGAUCCGAGAAAUCCUUUUAACUACAAAGACUACUUUGAGCAUGCAUAAAUAAAACAGGAAUCAAGGAGGAAUGCAUUUAGCAAAUCCCGGAGGUCAUAAACAGGCAGUAAACAGGAAAGAAAUACAGUAUUUACCAUAUCCUUGUGAACUCUGUUUCCUGAACUGUCUCCCUGGCCCUAAGAUUAACAAAACUAACAAAAGCUACAUCAAAGCUACCUUCUGUCUUUAUGACCCAGGAUGCCUGGUGAAGCAACUGGUCUGUGUUUUAGAAUGCUUAGAUGCGGGUGGCGCUGUGGGUUAAACCACAGAGCCUAGGACUUGCCGAUCAGAAGGUCGGCGGUUCGAAUCCCCGCAAUGACGGGGUGAGCUCCCGUUGCUCGGUCCCAGCUCCUGCCAACCUAGCACUUCGAAAGCACACCAGCACAAGUAGAUAAAUAGGUACUGCUCCGGCAGGAAGGUAAACGGCGUUUCCGUGCGCUGCUCUGGUUCGCCAGAAGCAGCUUAGUCCUGCUGGCCACAUGACCCGGAAGCUGUACGCCGGCUCCCUCGGCCAGUAAAGCGAGAUGAGCGCCGCAACCCCAGAGUCGGCCACGACUGGACCUAAUGGUCAGGGGUCCCUUUACCUUUAUGUGCCUGUCAGGCGUAGAAAAUGGACAGUAGAGAUAAUGGACAGAGAUGCAGAGGCUUUUGGGAUUGAAUCAGAACUUGUGUCAAAUGGCCCAAAGCAAUGCAUUCAUUGCAGACACAAUGGCUUGCUACAUUUUUUCAUAAUUCUUCAUAACAAUCCCAUGUGGCCACCACAGUUCUGAACAGAGGGGUGAUUUAAACAGGAAGCUGCCUUCUGCCAGAUCAACACAUUGUUUCCUCCAGCUUAGCAUUCUCCACACUGAUUGGCAGAAGCUUUCUAGGGAAUGUUCCCAUCUAUACUCGGAGACUCUGGGUGUUGCUUCUUGCAGCAAAGGGGCCAACUGACCGGAUGUCAAGGCAAUAAACAACUAUUUUACUUUUAAAAGACAUCUGAAGGCGGCCCUGUUUACGGAAGUUUUUAAUGUCUGACACUGUAUUGUUUUUAAUAUUUGGUUGGAAGCUGCCCAGAGUGGCUGGGGAAACCCAGCCAGAUGGGUGGGGUAUAAAUAAAUUAUUAUUAUUAUUAUUAUUAUUAUUAUUAUUAUUAUUAUUCUCUUGAACCAUGCAAUGUCUUGUCUUUUACAUCAGAUUUAAACAACACACGUUAUAAAUACAGGGCUGCUUUCAGAUACCGUCUAAAAGUCAGAUGGUUGUUUAUCUCCUUGACAUCUGGUGGGAGGGCGUUCCACAGGGCGGGCGCCACUACCAAGAAGGCCCUCUGCCUGGUUCCCUGUAACCUCACUUCUCACAGGGAGGGAACCGCCAGAAGGCUCUCGGAGCUGGACCUCAGUGUUUGGGCAGAACGAUGGGUGUGGAGACGCUCCUUCAGGGAUACUGGGCCAUUUAGGGCUUUCAAGGUCAGCACCUUUGAAUUGUGCUCAGAAACGUCUUGGGAGCCAAUGUAGGUCUUUCAGGACCGGUGUUAUAUGGUCUCGACGGCCGCUCCCAGUCCCCAGUCUAGCUGCCGCAUUCUGGAUUAGUUGUAGUUUCUGGGUCACCUUCAAAGGUAGCCCCACGGAGAGCGCAUGGCAGUAGUCCAAGCGGGAGAUAACCAGAGCAUGCACCACUCUGGCAAGACAGUCUGCGGGCAGGGAGGGUCUCAUCCUGCAUACCAGAUGGAGAUGCCCUGGACGCAGAAUUAACCUGUGCCUCUAUGGACAGUUGUGAGUCCAAAAUGACUGUGAGUCCCAUAUGGUCUUGGCGGCCGCCCCCAGUCCCCAGUCUAGCUGCCGCAUUCUGGAUUAGUUGCUGUUUCCGGGUCACCUUCAAAGGCAGCCCCAUGGAGAGCGCAUGGCAGUAGUCCAAGCGGGAGAUAACCAGAGCAUGCGCCACUCUGGCCAGACAGUGCACGGGCAGGGAGGGUCUCAGAUAAGAGUUGGCAGACAGCCGCCCUGGACGCAGAAUUGACCUGCGCCUCCGUUGACGGCUGUGAGUCCAAAAUGCCCUCCAGGUUGCACACCUGGUUUCAGAUGGAGUUGAUAAAUAGCCGCCCUAGAUGCACGAUUGACGGCCUCAUUUGUCGCUUUCCUGUCUCCCAGGAUAAACACGCCCUUUUGGACAUCACCCCGGCAGCCGUGGAGAGGCUCAACUACGUCCAGUACUUCCCCAUAGUGGUCUUCUGCGAGCCGGACAGCCGGCAAGGCGUCAAAGCCAUGCGCCAGUGGCUGGCCCCGGAAUCCAAGAAGAGCUCGCGGCGCCUCUACGCCCAGGCUGGCAAGAUGCGCAAGGACUGGAGCCACAUCUUCACGGCCACCAUCAGCCUGGCUGGGGGCUCCAACAGCUGGUACCAGAGUCUCAAGGACAUCAUCCGGGUGCAGCAAGCCCGACCCGUAUGGACGACAGAGGAGCAGGUGGGUGCCGUCUGGGGUAUCAGAACCUGGAUCUCACGUCUUACGCUGUGGUUGUGGCAUGCUGGCGUUUUCUUUUUUUUUAAUGAAAUAUUUUUCAUUUGAUUUUUUAAAACGUCAGCCUCGUUCCGGAGCGGACAGAGGCUGGGGAUGAAAGCUGGCAAAGAGAGAUAAGGAGACUGGAAUGUGAGAGGGAGGAGCGGCAGCCGAGUGGCAUAGCUUCGGAGAACAGAGAGCAGGCAGCAGAUAGCAAAGAUCCACAAAAUGCCAAUAUUAGCUCAGAGACGGAAGGGGAGAGGCCAGGAAUUGUUGUUGUUGUUGUUUAGUUGUGUCCGCCUCUUCGUGACCCCCUGGACCAGAGCACGCCAGGCCCUCCUGUCUUCCACUGCCUCCUGCAGUUUGGUCAAACUCAUGCUAGUAGCUUCGAGAACACUGUCCCAUCAUCUCGUCCUCUGUCAUCCCCUUCUCCUUGCGCCCUCCAUCUUUCCCAGCAUCAGGGUCUUUUCCAGGGAGUCUUCUCUUCUCAUGAGGUGGCCAAAGUCUUGGAGCCUCAGCUUCAGGACCUGUCCUUCCUGUGAGCACUCAGAGCUGAUUUCCUUCCGAAUGGAGAGGUUUGAUCUUCUUGCAGUCCAUGGGACUCUCAAGAGUCUCCUCCAGCACCAUAAUUCAAAAGCAUCCAUUCUUCGGUGAUCAGCCUUCUUGAUGGUCCAGCUCUCACUUCCAUACAUCACUACUGGGAAAACAAUAACUUGAACUAUACGGACCUUUGUUGGCAAGGUGAUGUCUCUGCUUUUUAAGAUGCUGUCUAGGUUUGUCAUCGCUUUUCUCCCCAGAAGCAGGCGUCUCUUAAUUUUGUGGCUGCUGUCACCAUCUGCAGUGAUCAUGGAGCCCAAGAAAGUAAAAUCUCUCACUGCCUCGUAUUUCUUCCCCUUCUAUUGGCCAGGCCAGGAAUAGCUAGCCCAAAAACUCGAAGGCUCAAAAAGGUCAGCGAGAGGAGAGGAAAAGAGUGGAAGCGAAAGGGUUUUUCCCCCGUUGGAGGAAGGGGUAGAGUUUAGACUCAGGCAACUGCAAACUUGGAGUCAGACACGGCGUGAAGGAGCUCUGGAGUGAUUUAUGUGUUUGAGCAAUAAACCUGAGAUAAUUACUGCCGUUGUCUCACUUCUGUGGGAGAGCCAAGCCAUUAGAAAAAUACAGACUUAUUGCAAAAUCAAUUAAAAAUCCAUAUAAAAAGAUUGCCCUGAAUCUCAAGACUUUCCCCCCCUCCAUCCCCUCCAUGGGUCCUAAUAUCAAUAUUUACAACAGCAUAUAAAUCCGUUAUCCACAUUUUUUAGCCGUCCAAAUUGUCCAUAGUCUUUGUAACCUUGCAAAUGAGAUUAAAAAUCCUGCUGUUUUCAUCUGCUUACAAUGAUCUCCUAAAUAAAAUAUAAUUUCCUCCCAUUCUUUUUAAAAGUUCUUGUCCUCUUGGUUCCUGAGCUUUCCAGUUAAUUUUGUGGCUGUUGUCGUUUCUGGUCCUUUCGAAUCUCGGUACCUAUAAUUCCUAAUUAAAAAAGCUUCUGUUUUUUUUAAACAAAAGUUAUUUUAAACACUUUCCCCCCCAUUAUAUAUCAUCUCCCAGAAUGUUUUUUAUUACCUCACACAUCCACCACACAUGAUAAAAGGUACCUUCUUUUUCUUUACAUUUCCGGCAGGUAUUUCUGCUGGUUCUAUACAUUUUUGCUAACUUCCUAGGAAUCAAAUACCACCGGUACAUCGUUUUCAUAUACAGUCAUAUCUCGGAAGUCAAACAGAAUCCGUUCCAGAAGUCCGUUCAACUUCCAAAACGUUAGAAAACCAAAGCGCGGAUUCCGAUUGGCUGCAGGAAGCUCCUGCAGCCAAUCAGAAGCUGCGGAAGCCCCGUCGGAUGUUCAAAAACCGGAACAGUCGCUUCUGGUUUUCGGUUGUUCGGGAGCCGAGGUACGGCUAUAAUUUCCUUUCAGCACACAACAUGCUGCACGCUCGCGUUUUCAAAGAAGAACGGUUGGCUUCUGAUUAAUAACCAUCAUACUAAUUAAUAAUAUUAAUUUAUUUUUAGCAUUGUGCAUCAUUCAAGAAUGGGCUUACAAUUAUUUGCAUUUUUUGAGCUGCUUUUUGCCACCUGGUGUCUCUCUGUAAUAAUGUUUUCUGAGUCUCUCUUUUCCAUUGGACCGAUCUUGGGGUUGUGUUUUUUAAAAAGAACCAGGAAGUUUGCAACCCUCUCCAGGAAACCUUUUAAGCUUAAGGGCAAUAACUUCCAUCUACCAUGAACACAUUUGCAGAAAAAUUCCUGUUUUCUUAGACAUUUCUUUUCUCUGCCCUCAAUGAUCUUACGGGUGAAACUGGUUUUGAUUGGGUUUUUAACAAAAUGUUAUAAUUGUUUUUAUCGCUGAUGUUUUUCGUUGUGAAAUUGCUUCGAGGUAUUUUACAAGAAGCACAUUUCAAACGGAACAAAAUCAGUAAGUGCCUGUUUGCUGAUCUGCAACAACUUAUACCCAAGUUGUCAUGCAUUUUAAUAGGUAAAUUCUCCUUGUAAUGUAUAUUUUGAACAGCUGGUUUUAUUGAUGUUUUGAAUUUAUUAUUUUUUAGGUCCGCUUGGUUUUUAACUUCUGGCUUUUAACUGAUAAUUUUAAUGUAUCUUCUGUGCAAUUUGGACGGCUGCCCAGUCACUCUGGAUUUGAACACCUCUUAGAAUAUCGUGACCAAACUUUGCAUGACAGCUCCUGAGAUCAGGAACUGCUUUUCAUCUAUAUUUGGAUGCCUGAUUUUAUCCUGAUUUUGCACAAUCAUUCCUGAGAUCAGGGAACUGGUUUUCCUCUAUAUUUGGAUAAAACGGGGGGUUAUUUUGAAUCAAGAUGGUGAACUGAACCUUUCGAAACCGCCCUGAUUUUUGUUGCAGAAAAGCAAAUACAUUUCCUUCUUCUGAGCUUCUAGUUAAUGCAUGAGUUGCUUUAAACUACACGAGGGCGAUCUAAACAUCACCGGUUCCGAGUCAUAUUCUUGUUCUCUCCCAACGUGUUGAGACAAGAUCUUUGCCUCUUUCAUCUUUACUCAUCCGAUAAAUAGUUGUUUCAUGAAUAAAGUCUCUGAACUCCAGAAACUGUAAGCGAUCAAAUAAAUCUUAUUGACCCAAGCGGCAAGCACUUCUAACAGGUUAUGGGCCCAGGCGUAUAUUUGGAACCCCAAACGGAUUUUCCCAAAGUUUCCUUUCCAAAAGCCUUCCCAUUCCAGCGAGAAAGCCAGUGAGAAGGGGAGUGGAUUUCAAGAGAAGUGAAGAGUAAGGCUGGGUGGACUGGACUAGGAAGAAAGAGCCGGCUGCAAGGAAGGAAGCAAUCUGCAAAAGCAAAAAUCCUAGGUGUGCCUCUCCCCAAAGGGAAAGCAGAAAGGGAAGGUUUGCAUUGCUGGGAACUGGAACUUGCAGAGAGAUGAACAAUGGCUGGAAUUUAGGCAAAGGCAGUAAUCCCCAAGUCGAAGGAGCAGAUUUUUCAACUGUGGGUGUUCAAGAUAGAGAAUCUCCCAGCCCGCUGCUGAUUUUGCGCAAUCGGAUAACGAAGGGCAAGCAAGCAAAAGGCGUUGUCUUUCGCUGGAAGAAUCACUGAUAAUACACACCAGAGGACUGGGGAAACGGUAUUCAAUUAGGCUGAAACAGGAUGGAGACUUGCAAACUCGUCUGAGUACCACCCUAGAAAUUCUUCUGCGAUUGAGAAAAGUCGGCGGUGAUCUUGAGGACAACCGUGCGGCGGUUUCCGUCUUACGCCGUUUACCCCAAUCCUUUGAUAAAUGUCCUGGAGACCCAACCAGAAGCAGAUUUGAGUCUUUUCCAAACAAGUAGAAGAGCGUCACAGGAUUAAGAGAGUUCUUGGGGAGGAACGCAGCACAGACGCUUGUCAAGGAAAGAGCAAAGAACGUCUUUUUGUUGUGGGGAAAUGGGACACCCAAGGGAAUAUUAGAAGUAUGGGGUGCAAGCUUUAAAGCUGCCUGGUAUGUUGAUUCGGGUGCGAGCAAUCCUAGGACAAGUUGGGUGAAAGAUGCCUGCCAACUUGACAGUUGGGUGAAAGGUCCCUUCCAACUUGACAGUUUUAUGAUUCUAGAAGUGACACAUCUUUGUUGCACCGCUUGAUCCAAACAACAAAGACCGGAUUUACCGUAUUUUUUGCUCUAUAAGACUCCUAAAAAGUAAGGGGAAAUGUGUGUGCGUCUUAUGGAGCGAAUGCAGGCUGCGCAGCUAUCCCAGAAGCCAGAACAGCAAGAGGGAUUGCUGCUUUCACUGCGUAGCGAUCCCUCUUGCUGUUCUGGCUUCUGAGAUUCAGAAUAUUCUUUUUUCUUGUUUUCCUCCUCCAAAAACUAGGUGCAUCUUGUGGUCUGGUGCGUCUUAUAGAGCGAAAAAUACGGUACUUUGCCAAUGGGAACAGCAACAUUCCUAUAUAUAUAUACAGUGGUACCUCGGGUUAAGUACUUAAUUCGUUCCGGAGGUCUGUACUUAACCUGAAACUGUUCUUAACCUGAAGCAUCACUUUAGCUAAUGGGGCCUCCUGCUGCUGAUGCGCCGCCAGAGCACGAUUUCUGUUCUCAUCCUGAAGCAAAGUUCUUAACCUGAAGCACUAUUUCUGGGUUAGCGGAGUCUGUAACCUGAAGUGUAUGUAAUCUGAAGCGUAUGUAACCCGAGGUACCACUGUGUGUGUGUGUGUGUGUGUGUGUGUGUGUAUAUAUAUAUAUAUAUAUAUAUAUAUAUAUAUAUGAAAUUAGUUUUUUUUAACAUAUCAUUUUCAACAGUAAUUAAACAUACUUUCACAUCUUAUUCAAAUUUUUGACUUCCAUCAAUCCUGUCUGAAAAUUUUCCAGUCUAAUCUCUCAGUAUGCAUUUCUUAUCUUCCCUAUGACAUUUCAAACUCAUAACCAACAUCUCUCUCUUUUUCUACUUUGUAACACUUCGUAUAUUUCUCCUUACAAAACUUCUAGCGUAAUUUGUUGAUUACAGUCGCUCUUCAAAUAAUUCAUAUACUUCUUCCAAUCUUCUGUCAACCUCUGGUCCUGCAGGUUUCAAAUCCUCCCUGUCCUUUUGUCCAAUUCUGCAUAGUCCAUUAAUUUUGUCUGCCGUUCUUUUUUCGUCGGAAUUUCUUCUUGUUUCCAUAUCUGGGCUAACAAUACUCUUGCCACAGUUGUUGUGUAUAAAAACGAUUUAACAUCUUGCCUAUUAAUGAGUCGUACGGCAACAUUCCUGAACGGAAAGGCCGAGCUUUUCUCAAGUGAGUCCAGCAAAGAUCAUUCCCAUAUUCAUUCCCCAAGUAACACCCUCUGGGAACGACCCAGCCAAGUACGACCGGAACCAUCGCAAAGCGGUACCACUAGUUCGGAGACUCGCUCCAGAAGGAUACCACGGCCGAUGGUAUUGAAAGCCGCCGAGAGGUCCGGAAGAAUUAACAGGGACGUGUUUCCCUUGUGUGUGUCUCUCUCGACAGAGCUACUAAAGCAGUUUCUGGGCCAAAACCAGAAGUGGAUCCAGAAAAUCAGUUUCUUCCAAAAGCGCCCGGAUCUGGCCAGCGACCACUCGCUCCAGAACCUUGCCCGGGAAAGGGAGAUUCUAGAAAACUGCAACCUGUGUUGCUGAGGGAAGUAGUCCGACUCAUGCAACACGUUGGCGACCAAGCUACACACAAUAAUUGCCGUAUUUUUUGCUCUAUAAGACUCACUUUUCCCCUCCUAAAAAGUAAGGGGAAAUGUGUGUGCAUCUUACGGAGCGAAUGCAGGCUGCGCAGCUAUCCCAGAAGCCAGAACAGCAAGAGGGAUUGCUGCUUUCGCUGCACAGCAAUCCCUCUUGUUGUUCUGUCUUCUGAGAUUCAGAAUAUUUUUUUCUUGUUUUCCUCCUCCAAAAACUGGGUGCGUCUUAUGGUCUGGUGCGUCUUAUAGAGCGAAAAAUACGGUAUUUACUUUCAUUAUUAUCAUUUUGUGUGCUUGUGUGGGUGUCUGCACAUAUGUGUGUUGUUGUAUGCAUGAAACAUGGACCACGUAUAAACACCAUCUCCAACUCCUUGAAAGAUUCCAUCAACGGUAUCACCGAAAAAUUUUACACAUCACUUGGGAAGACAGGCGAACUAAUACCAGUGUACUGGAAGAAGCAAAGAUCACCAGUGUCAAAGGGAUGAUUCUUCAACAUCAACUUUGUUGGACCGGUCAUGUUGUACAGAUGCCUGAUUAUCGUCUUCCAAAGCAACUACUCUAUUCCGAACUUAAAAAUGGAAAGCAUAAUGCUGGUGGUCAACAAAAGAAGUUUAAAACUGUCUCAAGGCUAAUAAUAAUAAUAAUAAUAAAAUAGUAUAAACACCAGCAACUGGGAAACACUGGCCUGCGAGCGCUCCAGUUGGAGAACAGCCUUUCCCAAAGGUGUCGUGGGCUUUGAAGACACUCGAACUCAGGACACAAGGGAAAGACGUGCUAAGAGGAAGGCACGCUUGGCAAACCCUCACCGUUAUCAACUCUCGCUCGGAAACCUAUGUCCCCACUGUGGAAGGACAUGUGGAUCCAGAAUUGGCCUCCACAGUCACUCACGGACUCACUGUUAAAACCGUGUUUGGGGAAGACAAUCUUACUCGGCUACGAGGGAUCGCCAAAGACAAGAAGGUCUUGGAAACAGCAGCAGCUAAGCUCUCUGAGGACCAUGGAGGCUGUCACAGCCUGAGAAGAUAAACCCAAAGACUAAACACAUCGGCAUAAAGUUAUCUCCUUGUCAAGGACAUGCAGCAAGAUAGCAUCGUUGGCUGACGGCCUGAGCUGUCCAUAAAUCGCCUGAAAAUGCAAAUGUAUUUGAGAAGGCAGGUGGUACUGCAGAAAAGCAAAAGACCUUUCCUUCUUCUGGACUUCUGGCUAAUGCGUGUGUUGCCUUGAACCCUGUAAAGGCGCUGUUUUGUCUAGAAAUUGUUUCGUGGCCUCUCUGCCUAAGCUAAAUCCCCUCGCAUGGUCACCGUUUAGUUGUUCUCUCCCAACGUGUUGAGAGGCAAAACCUUUCGUCUCUGCUCAUCCGGUAAAUAGUUCCCGACGAGACGAAUCCGUUCCUGCGUAAAUAAAGCCUCUCCGGAAACUGUAAGUGAUCGUUCCGGCCUAAUUGACCCAAACCGCGAGCUCCCCUAACACCGCUUUCGAAACUGCCCAUAUUUUAACAACUGACUUGCCCUGUGUUUUUAUGCUCUAUGGUUUUUAAAAACAGACCAGCUUGGGGGCGGGCUAUUAGAAUUCCAGAGCGACACGCCGUGUGCGACGAGUAAAUUUAUAUUUUGUGUAAACGGCUUUGAGGUUUGUUUUUUUAAUCAUUACUAUAUUUUUGCUCUAUAAGACUCAUUUUUUCCCUCCUAAAAAGUAAGGGGAAAUGUGUGUGUGUCUUAUGGAGCGAAUGCAGGCUGCGCAGCUAUCCCAGAAGCCAGAACAGCAAGAGGGAUCGCUGCUUUCACUGCGCAACGAUCCCUCUUGCUGUUCUGGCUUCUGGGAUUCAGAAUAUAUUUUUUCUUGUUUUCCUCCCCCGAAAACUAGGUGCGUCUUGUGGUCUGGUGCGUCUUAUAGAGCGAAAAAUACAGUAGGUGAUACGCAGGUUAGGUUAAAAUAAACUCAUCCGCCUCCCUUUUCCACCCAGGUGGAUGUUCCAGCCGACGAAGGCUUGGACCUAUUGAACCAGCCCUCUCCCACCAGCCCGGGCUACUUGACCUGCGACAGCCGAGCCAAUAGCGACUAUGAUGAGACGGACGCAGAAGGCGAAGCUUACACUGACCAGGAGCUCGAUGAAUCCUAUCAGGAGCCGGCCCUGGCUCGCUCCUCAGAACCCACCGAGCAAACCACGGAUCAGGACCUCAGCGAGCGGGUAGCGGCUGCUUUGGCUUACCCAGUUAAGCAGGUAAAGGUAAAGGGACCCCAGACCAUUAGGUCCAGUCGUGGCCGACUCUGGGGUUGCGGCGCUCGUCUCGCUUUACUGGCCGAGGGAGCCGGCGUACAGCUUCUGGGUCCUGUGGCCAGCAGGACUAAGCCGCUUCUGGCAAACCAGAGCAGCGCACGGAAACGCCGUUUACCUUCCCGCCGGAGCGGUACCUAUUUAUCUACUUGCACUUUGACGUGCUUUUGAACUGGUAGGUGGGCAGGAGCAGGGACCGAGCAACGGGAGCUCACCCCGUCAUUGCGGGGAUUCGAACCGCCGACCUUCUGAUUGGCAAGUCCUGGGCUCUGUGGUUUAACCCACAGCGCCACCCGCGUCCCUAGUUAAGCAGGUAAGGAGCCCCCAAAUGGGUUCCUAGGGGUCAUCUACUCCAACCUAAUCCCCAUUCUCCUGCAGUGCUGGGCAGCCCAUGUGAUGGGGGAGUUACUGUAGCAAGAAACAGAACAGUUUGAGCGUAUUACCCCAGUCCUGGUCCGGCUGCACUGGCUACCAUUUAGUUUCCAGGCCCAGUUCAAAGUGCUGGUUUUGACCUAUAAAGCCUUGAACGGCUCAAGACCACAAUACCUCAAGGACCACCUCUUUCCAUAUGAACCCACCCGGCCCCUGAGAUCAUCUUCUGAGGCCCUCCUACAUGUGCCUCCUCCUUGAGAGGUCCGGAGGGUGGCAACACGAGAACGGGGCCUUCUCUGUGGUGGCUCCCCGUCUGUGGAACGCUCUCCCCAGGGAAGUUUGCCUGGCGCCUUCAUUACACACCUUUAGACGUCAGACAAAAACGUUCCUUUCCAACCAGGCCUUUGGCUGAUCCGAUUUGCAUCCUCUGCCCUUUUAAAAUGUGUUUUUUGUGUGUGUGGAGGGAGGGGUAUUGGGUUGCUGUUUUUAUUUUUUAUUAGGUAUUUUGUGGUUUUAUAUCUUGAUUUUAUUCCGUGAACCUAUACCCCCAGGUAUAGGGCAGUAUAUAAAUUCAAACCAUCUGGUACGCAGGCUGAGACCCUCCCUGCCCACAGACUGUCUCGCCAGAGUGUUUCCAGCUCUAGUUAUCUCCCGCUUGGACUACUGCCAUGCGCUCUACAUGGGGCUGCCUUUGAAGGUGACCCGGAAAUUGCAAUUAAUCCAGAAUGCGGCCUCCAGACUGGGGACUGGGAAUGGCCGCUGGGACCACAUAACACCGGUCCUGAGAGACCUACAUUGGCUCCCAGUACGUUUCCAAGCACAAUUCAAAGUGUCAGUGCUGACCUUUAAAGUCCUAAACGGCCCAGUAUACCUGAAGGAGCGUCUCCACCUCCAUCGUUCAGCCUGGACACUGAGGUCCUGCUCCGAGGGUCUUCUGGCAGUUCCCCCCUUGCGAGAAGUGAGGUUACAGGGAACCAGGCAAAGGGCCUUCUCGGUAGUGGCACCCACCCUGAAGGGAGGGCCCCUUCAGAUGUCAAGGAAAUAAGCAGCUAUCUUCUCUUUAAAAGACAUCUGAAGGCAGCCCUGUUUGGGGAAGUUUUUAAUAUUUAAUGCUGUAUUGUUUUUAACACUUGAUUGGAAGCCGCCCAGAGUGGCUGGGGAAACUCAGUCAGGUGGGCGGGGUAUAAAUAAUAAAUUAUUAUUAUUAUUAUAAACAACAACAACAACAUCUCCUGUUCUGUUUCACCGCUGAAAAGCACUUACCAUUGGGACGCUUGUACUAAUUUUUAGCCAAAAUCUGUGCUUAAGAAAACCUAAGAUGAGCCUGAUGGAUCAGACCCAAUCCAGCCCAGAAUCUUGUUCUCACGGUGGCCAAGAAGCUAGGAAUCGAGGUAGACUGGCUCUGGAACUGGAGGCUCCAUCAGGGCCUAAGGAAAGCCUGGCUUCUGGUACGAGCCAAAGGAGAUUCAUCUGGUCAUCUGGUCCCAAAUGACUUUUGGGAAAGGUGCAAGCAGGAUUCGCACGCAAGAACUACCGUAUUUUUCGCUCUAUAGGACACACUUUUCCCCCUCCAAAAAUGAAGGGGAAAUGUGUGUGCGUCCUAUGGGGCGAAUGCAGGCUUUCGCUGAAGCCUGGAGAGCGAGAGGGGUUGGUGCGCACCGACCCCUCUCGCUCUCCAGGCUUCGGGCAGCUGUCCACAAGCCUUCGGAACGUGGCGGGAGUUUCCGCCGCGCUCUGAAGGCUUGCGGAUAGCAGCAAGCUCCAGGAGCAAAGGCAAGGUUACGUGUGCAACUUCACCCCCGCUUCCGAACCCGUUCUGGGGGCUGGGGUCAGGGGAAGCUUGGACUUCCCCCGCCCCAGCCCCACGGCUAAAAAGGAAGCCAAGACAGUGAGCGGGAUCCAUCCCACUCGCUGUCUAGGCUUCUGCCAAAGCCGCGCGCAGCCUCUCCCGGCGAGACGUUGUGCGUGGCUAAAGAGGAAGCCAAGAUAGCCAGCGGGAUGGAUCCUGCUCGCUGUCUUGGCUUCUUUGCUCUUUGGGGCUGGAGGGGGAAUAAUUUCCCCCCCUUUAUUUUCCCCCCAAAAAACUAGGUGCGCCCUAUGGUCCAGAGCGCCCUAUAGAGCAAAAAAUACGGUACUCUCUCCUCCUGUGGUUUCCAGGGGCUGUUCUUCAAAAGCGUCACUGCCUCUGACCACAAAGGCAGAGCCUAGCCAUCACGGCUUGCGAUAAUUUUAUUAUUUGUACAUCGCCCAUCGGACUGGGUCGCCGCAGCCACUCUGGGCUGCUUCCAGCAAAUUAAAAACGCCAAACCCGGUUUUGAAAACAAUGGUGCAAAUGGGAAGCGAUUCUCCUUGAAUUAAGAGUAUCCCAAACUUUGGGUCCCCGGUUGUCGUCGGACUACAACACCCAUCAUCCCUAGCGAGCAGGGAUGAUGGGAGUUGUAGUCCCAGCGACAUCCGGAUUCUCACCUGCUGAUUCCUCUUUCUUCCCUCUCCAGCACGACGGCGACCAGCAACCCCAAGGCCAAUGGAGGGAAGACUACGGAAUCAGGUAGCGCCUCCAAACUUGCUUUUUGCAUUCUGGGGUACUGGGAAAAUGACCACCCGAGUGGGAGGGCUGAUUUUUGGUUUCCAAGGGCACGAGAUGAAGAGUUUGGGGGUCGAGGACACGGUUUAGGGGCUGCAGCAACCCUGCGAGUUUUAAAAGAGGGUGGUCGGCCGGUCAACGAUCCAACGAUCCUGUGCGCUGGCUGCAAUUGUGAAUGAUUGCUCAAGUUACUAGUCCACAUUGGCAGUUGUUGGCAGCCCUCUGACCAGGGCCGGAUUAGGUCCGAUGAGGUCCUAAGUUACUGAAGGUAAUGGGGCCCUUUAUAUGUCCAGCUGUCCUUUGUCAACAACAAACUGUCGCUGUUUUUUUGUGUUGAAUAUGUGCUAUAUGGUAAUUUAUGGACCUCAUAGGUAUCUCAAGCCAUUUGCGCAUGUGGCCGUGCAACCAGUCCAUGCAGAAUGUCGGCACCAUAUAUAUAGAAAGGUGAUAUUUUAGGGAGCAGGCUAGCAGGCGGGGCCCAUGAUUUACAUCCUAGGAGCCUACACAACACAAAACACUGUUGCUGUAUGUAGGUUUUAUUUUAUUUGUUUUUUAUGUUACAUUUUGGAAAUGUACAUCCAGGUUUUUUUCCCCCUUUACAUUUUUUGGGGGGUUCCCAAGAGAGCGGGGCCCUAAGCUAUAGCUUGUGUGUCCAAACUUUUUUCAAAGAGGGCAAGAUUUGAUGAAGUGAACAUGCGUCGCAAGGGCUGACCAAAGUUUAUUGGACUGAAGUUGCUGAGCUUUUUAUUGGAUUUUACCCCAGGAAAUAGGGACGUGGGUGGUGCUGUGGGUUAAACCACAGAGCCUAGGACUUGCCGAUCAGAAGGUCGGCGGUUCGAAUCCCCGCAAUGACGGGGUGAGCUCCUGUUGCUCGGUCCCUGCUCCUGCCAACCUAGCAGUUCGAAAGCACGUCAAAGUGCAAGUAGAUAAAUAGGUACCACUCCGGCGGCGUUUCCGUGCGCUGCUCUGGUUCGCCAGAAGCGGCUUAGUCCUGCUGGCCACAUGACCCGGAAGCUGUACGCCGGCUCCCUCAGCCAGUAAAGCGAGAUGAGCGCCGCAACUCCAGAGUCGUCCGCGACUGGACCUAACAGUCUGGGGUCCCUUUACCUUUUACCCCAGGAAAUAAACUGCCACAGGGGGGCUGGAUCGUACCGACCGGCGGGCUUGAACGACUUGAAAUAAAAACCCCUCUUUUGCUUUAGUUUUGCAACCUGGUUUUCCUCUCCCCCAGGGAAUAUGAACACGAUGCCCUGCGGAAGAAGUUCACCCACGCUCAGACCUACGACUCCGAGUCGGACCAAGACUACGGUUACGACUGGGGUCCUGCCACAGACCUCUAGACUGUUCUGCAGAGAUUGGGGUUCGCCGAUUGGAGGAAUACACGAUGUGCGUUGUGUUAUUUUUUCCCCCAUUUUGAAAUUCUGUGCCUACGACAUCCCUGUAUGCCCUCUUACCAGCCCCGGGUCCCUGCGGAUCAGGCCCCCCCCCGACCCCAAACUCAGGUCCCGAUUCUUCGCGGCACCACCUAGCAAGGAACCGUUCCGCCUCCCUUUGCUCCGAAAAUCCCGGGAUCUGGGGCGGGGGGGGGGGAACGAUCUGUGCCAACGGCUCGCAGCUUCUGAACAAAAGACCUCGAGGCAAAUCGGUUCUUUUUUAAAAAACGAGGAGAUGGAAAAUAAAUAAAUCUCCAUGCACACCUGCAAAGUUUGGGCCAGUUUUUUAAUAAUAAUAAUAAUAUAAAACCUCCGUAAUUGAUCUCUCGCUGUUGGAGAAACACUCAAACGCCCCUCUGGAUUUUUGCCUUAAUAAAUAGCUUGUUUUAGCUGUGUUUCAGUUCUGGGUUUUUGUGUGUGUCAGGAGCUGAAAACUCCAGAUAGCUUUUCCUGGAGAUCCUUGCUUUGCAGAUUUAUUUCAUCUUUCGUUUCCUAAAACGUUCACAUCGUUAAAAAACAACAACAACACAAAUCCGUUCGCCUCAACGGAGCUUCGCAGGUCGUUUCUCAGAAUAGAGAAAUCGGGAAGUUAAAGCGAGUUGUUUGUCGGAAUUGUAGAUGGAGAAAAUGAGGAUCUCUCGGGGGCUUAAGGCCGUGUUAAAAUGAGAGAGUCACAGGAGGCUGCCUGUUUGAGCAGAGACAAUACCAUAUUUUUUGCUCUAUAGGGUGCACCUAGUUUUUGGGGGUGGAAAUAAAGGGGAGGAAUUAUUCCCCCCCCCCCAGCCCCAAAGAGCAAAGAAGCCAAGGCAGUGAGCAGGAUGGAUCCUGCUCGCUGUCUUGGCUUCCUUUUUAGCCGCGGGGCUGGGGCGGGGAAGCCCAAGCUUCCCCUGACCCUAGCCCCCAGAACGGGUCUAGAAGCGGGGGCGAGGUUGCACGUAACCUCGCCUUCGCUCCCGGAGCUUGCUGCUAUCCGCAAGCCAGUGUGGUGUAGUGGUUAAGAGCGGUGGACUCGUAAUCUGGGGAACCGGGUUCGCGUCUCCGCUCCUCCACCUGCAGCUGCUGGGUGACGUUGGGCUAGUCACACUUCUCUGAAGUCUCUCAGCCCCACUCACCUCACAGAGUGUUUGUUGUGGGGGAGGAAGGGAGAGGAGAAUGUUAGCCGCUUUGAGACUCCUUAAAGGGAGUGAAAGACUGGAUAUCAAAUCCAAAUCCAAUCCAAACUCUUCUUCUGAGUCCGGCGGGAACUCCUGCCGUGCUCCGAAGGGUUGUGGAUAGCUUCCUGAAGCCUGGAGAGCGAGAGGGGUUGGUGCGCACCGACCCCUCUCGCUCUCCAGGCUUCAGCAAAAGCCUGCAUUCGCUCCAUAGGACGCACACACAUUUCCCCUUCAUUUUUGGAGGGGGAAAAGGGCGUCCUAUAGAGUGAAAAAUACGGUAUGCUGGCGAGGGCCUAUUUGACACUUCCAACCACUUCCCUACUUAAAAGCGCCUCUCAAGCUGGGGGAAAUUGCAGUCUUCCACUCACCAGUGGAGGGGGGGGGGGAAGGAAAAACAGCUUGAGGAGGCGGACUUUGGAUGGGAAAACCCCAGAUUCAAAGAAGCCCUGCCUCCCAGCUCAAACUGGCAGCUGCCUUGCAGGCACAAAACUCUCCCCCCCAAAAUACC